UUAUAUAUUUUGCUUUGAUGUGUGUAUGAUUUUCUGCAAACUUCUUGUGGUCAGAACAUGUGGUGAUGUCAUCUACGAAUCGGGUAUAUGGGGCUUAUAAAAGCACAAAUUGACAUCCUCCAGUUCACUUACCUAAGUACUUUCAAAAGUAAAAAAGUUCCAUACUGUCAACCAUCAAACAGUCAAACUGUCUGCUUCAAAGAAGAAAAACUCCAACCUCCAGUCACAGAAAAUGCACUGGCAAAAAUGUAAGUUAUAUUUUAAUCGAAUAACUAAAAAAAAACUAACGUUACAUAAAUUAAGGAAGUAAAGGUUUUGGUUCAUUAAUAUUUCUUAUUGAAAGUAGAUAGGCAGGCAUAGAGAAAAAGAAAGACAUAUUAAAGAGAUAUUUUCUGCAACAUUACUAUAUGAAUUAUAGAAACUAAUGUAUAUGGUAGAAUCAUAUUAUAAAGCUAAAGUGAUUUUUACAUUUGUUGUUUCUGAGAUGUUCAUUGGCACACUCAUGACCUGUCCAAUUGGGUCUGAGAGCAUACUUUGAACGACCAUUUGGUUACUGAAACCAGUCUAACUAUAUAAUGAUCCAUGAUUUUAUUCCUAACGAUAUACCCCAUAGAUUCAGGUAGGAUUUGCAAGUCAUCUUUGUUUCACAAAACUAACAAACGGCAUGGUUUUAAUAAAGGUCCCUUCUAAACCCACCUGGAUCCCUGGGUAUACUGUAUUCUUAAACAGGCUAGUGAUACUGAUAAGACUGUAUUGUUUGGAAGAUCUUUCUUUUCCCACACUUUGGUUUUCUGUGGGGUAUUAGUUUGGGAUUAAUUGAGUCUCAGAACAGGGAUAAUUGGAAAAUUUGCCAUUCAUUGUAUUUGUAUCUAAUUCAGUGACCAAAACAUUUGUUUGUAACAUUUUUGAUUUGGAGAGGUGUUCCACUUCUCUCCAGUGACCUACAUUUUAAAAGUUGGUUCUAAACACAAAUGGCGAAAACAAAAAUCCCAUACCUUCCAAAUCAUUUUAAUAACAAUGUGUUAUCUGAUUGCUUUAAUUAGAAGAAUUGUUGAGCAAUGUAAAAUCAGUGGGAGGAUGUUAUGUGAGGUUACACACAAGGUAAUGAAAACACAACUCAAAAGUAAGACAUUGUUAUUAAAAAGGGAUCAGCACGGGUCAUAUUUGGAAAUAAUGCUCUAAAUGGAAACAAGGGGCGUCAUUAAGACUUCCUUCCCAAAUCACAAAAUAAUACUUCCUCUAGUUCUUCCUAAAGAUGAAAUAUUUUGUAACUAUGCACUGUUAAAUAUUGUAUUGUUAAGAUGCAGUUCCUUGUUUAUGCUUGUUCUUCAAAUGUUCUUCUUUUCAUUCCACUUCCUAAUUAUUCUAAUAUUACAAAAUAAAACCAUCUGGGCUAUUCACAAAAGUGUGAAUUGUCUGAAAUCCAAAGUAACUGGAAAGGGAAUUUCAAAAGUUAGGCCAAUGUAGCCAAACUAAAAUAUUCUACAAUCAUCCAUGUUUUAGGUUUGGCUAUUUUGGCCUAAAAAUUUAAACUUGACUUGAAUUCAUUAGGAAUUUCUCACAAUUCACACUUUUGUGAAUAGCCAUUCAUGGAUAAUAUUUGUAUUUAAAAUAUGACCUCAACAAGCAAGCUUUUGGUUUAUCUUUCUUGACAAAAGCUAUUUCUUGCUAAUGAUUGUUUGUUAGUGUUUUCUCGUAGUUACCAGUAUUUAUUUUGCCUCUGUAUUCCUAUGAUAUUUACUAUUUUCUGAGUGGCAUGCAGCUGAUGAUACAACUCAACUCCCUUGUCCUGUGUUCAAACUUCAUUCCAGCCAUGGUCAAGUAAGCUUUUCAGAAUUUCUAGGUGGAUAAAAUAUAUAAUUUAGAUGCAGAACAUCUUGAGUCAUACGUAUUAUAAAACUACUUAUUCAGUUAUAGCUGAGAUCAUAUCCUUAAAUCCUUUGAGCACUUUUAGAAAAGCCAAGUUACAGAAAAAUAUUAUCAUUAUUUAUAAGUAGUGAUGUCGCGAACCGUCCGCGAACUUGCCACGAACGGUUCGCCACGGUUCGCCACAAACCGUUCGUGGCGAACUCCGGUCAGCUGACACAUCCCUGCCAAUCUCCGGCAGACCCUCCCUCCCAGACCCUCCUACUUCCUGGACAGCAUCCAUGUUGAAGGUAGCUUCAACAUGGAUGCUGUCCAGGAGGUGGGAGGGUCUGGGAGGGAGGGUCUGCCGGAGAUUGGCAGGGAUGUGUCAGCUGACCGGAGUUCGCCACAAACGGUUCGCGGCAUCACUAUUUAUAAGUUAUGGUUGACACUUCAUGCCUUAAAAAAAUACAACAAAAGUAAAAUGAGAGAAUAAUCUGUAAAAAUUGUGUAAAAAUUAAUGAACCUGAGAAUGAGAGCAGAUACUUACUUCUUUCUCCAUGGAAGUCAAUAAUUUUGUUAUCAUGACAUUUUCCUCUGGUAGAAUUCUGGAUAUAAAUACCACUCGCCAAUUAGUGUGAUAUUUAUGUCUAUUCUCCCAAUGAACAUUGUAGAAGUAGAAGUAGAUAAUACAUAUCUGUGUUCAAUUGAAGGAGUGGAUGCUCACAGAGAUGGAUUAGGAGUUUUAUCUUUUUUUCUGGAAAAAUGUUUUAAUUUUAGUUUUUGUUAUAUUUUCUAUUUUGUCACAAUUUUGUAAACUGUAAAAUGUUCCUUGGCUUCCUUUGAAAUAAUUAACGUGCAGAUUUGUAAAAUCUGUAAUAUGCAAAAUAUGUCUUGUGUCAGUGGAUCUUAUGUCAACAAAAUUGAAUUUUAUAUGAGAUGGUCGAUAUCAUGAAAGAAGAACAAUCCUAAAUAUAAAUAUGACAUUAAAAUAAUAUCCACUAGAGCAGUGGUUCUCAAACCACUCCUUAUGGCCCACCAACAGUCCAGUAUUUCCCUGUUUUAUUCCAAUGGAGAUACUAACAAAACCUGGACUGUUGGUGGGUCUUGAGAACUGGUUUGAGAAACGCUGCACUAGAGCAUAAUGAAAGGAUUAAGCCUUUAUUAAGGAAUCUCCAUUAUUAAGGAUUUUUUAAAUUUGUUUUCAAGACAAUUUAUUAACCAGUUCCUUUUUUAAAAAAAACAUUAUUACCAAGUUGUUCAUUAAUAUUUAAUCGAAAACAGCAUUGGGUGUUCCUGUUGAUAAUCAGUGGUAGAAAUCAAAAUUAAAAAAAUUAUACAACUUUUUUUAUUUUCACAUCCUUUGUAGAGAUACUGAAGAUUGAAAUGUUUUAAGAGAUGAUAUGGCAUUUGCUAGCUUGAGAUGUUUUCGUCACUUGCGUGUAAGAGCCCUCUGAUUGAUUGGCUUUACAAGACAACUAAUCAAAGAGUUCUACUGAGAUUUUAAACCACGGGAAAAGCUUUUAUAAAAGCUGUUCCUGCAAAACCUCAGUCUGUGUUGGAAUCUUGGCAACUUGUUUUUGUUUUUUUAAAUUUUUAACAGUAGCUUCAGGAUGUAAUAGAUUUUUGCAUUUGGCCUUUUUUUGGUGCUGAAGAAAAAAAUACUAUAGACAAAAGAAGACUUCUAAAGGUAAUUAUGAUUUUUUUUUUCUUACAGGUAUUAGAUCUUUUGCACCUAUCAAUAUUAUUUGGGUGAGGGGGCAUUUUGGUUGGGUGACUUGGAUCUUGAAGUAUCUUAUCCAGCAGGUGGAGGGAGUGUAGUGGUGUAUUGGCCCUAACUUUGGGUGGGUGCUUAGACAAUAGCUUGGCCACUCUCUGUUGAUUAUUAAACAUCCCCCAAUCUCUGCCUAUCCCUUGUACUAUUAAGAUUUUUUAUCACUAUUUGUCAUCUGGCUGCCAGUGCAGGCAGCAAACAAAUUGUUCUGGCUUGGAUUUUCAAAAUCCAGAUCCAUAUUUUAGCUGUCCUGCACUUUGGUCCAUCUGAAAUCCAGACCAAAUUAAGGCUCAUUAGGAUUAUCCUUCACAAAAUCCAGACAAUAUUUUGUAGUCCAAAGCUCCCCAUACAGCAGAAUAUGGUUUUGUCCCAGUUGGUGUGGGACCAUUCUGACUUUAGUAAAUAAGCCUUUAAGUCUAAUGUCUAUGAAGGUACACUAAAUGGUCAACUGGAAUCUAAUAUGCCAAACCGCAAAGAUACCACUGAUGGUAUACUUAGUCAUAACUUAGAACUUCGAUCUGCAGGUGAAGCAAUAGAGUCAGACAUUAAAAGCAGAGAAGGAGCUGGUGGUGAUAUAGUGCCAGGUGAUGAAGAGGAAAAAGAGUUUGGUGGUAUGAGUGGAGAAUAAGUAUGUGCUUUAGGUGGAGAUGCAGAUGUAGUUGCACUUACACACUAAUGUAUUGCAGAACUCUUCUAUAUAUUGUACUCUUAUUGUCAGACCCAGUCAAAUAUUACUGUUGAUGUUUAUAGUGUGUUUUGAAAACCAAACUAAUUGCUUUGACCAAUAUUUUGUUUUACACCAUCUGAGUAUGUUCAUGACUCUCCUUGAUGCCAGUAAUAUUACCAGACAAGUCCAGUUGCCUUGACCAAUAACCAUAUCGAGGACCAAUCUUGCUACUGCUUCUGAUUUAUGCCCUCAGUCCUAGUUCUUACCAUUCUUCAAUGUAGUCUGUCCUUGAUGUGCUUCUUGCUCACAAAAGUCUCUGGCUAUAUUCCAGCAGCUGCAGAACCCAAGACCCAAAUGUGUAUAUCUAAAGACAGUAUGAUACAAACACUAAGGCAUGUAUGUUACAGAACCCACCUUUUAUUAAUUUAAUUUCUUUUAACAUGUGAAAAAGGUAAGACAGGAAGAACAGAAGGUUCUAAACCAAAAACGUAAAUUAAAAAAAAUGAUUACAUUCUUAAAUUAACAACAAAAAAGGGUAAGCACUUAUAUAGUUUGUUUAGAAACAAAGGUGUAGGCAGCAAUACAACCAAACCAGAAGUCUCUGUUCCCGACCAAUGGUGAAAAUAGUUCUCUCAAGAAGAAUGGAAGUUAUGCCUCAGAUAUAGAACAGAUAUAGAACAGAAAAUAAACAGAAAAAAAUCCAGUGGUGUAGUAUGCUCAGAUGAUGGUAUGCACGUGAUGUAAUAGUAAGGGCUUCUAUUUACUUCAUACAUAGUCCACUACGUGGGCAUCCUACACCAAUGCAUUGUUUCUGUUGUUUAUGUUCCAUAUCUCACAGAUGACUGACUCAAAAAUUCAAGAUAAAGUUCAUUGCUGAAUUUAAUAAAUCAUUAAUUAAUUAAAUAUAUUUAAUGAGUAUAAUUCAUUAAUUAAGGUAUACUCUAAAGUUAGAAAAUUGAUGAUAUAUAUACACACUUAAAUUGAUAAUAUAUACACACUGGAAUAAACCAAUAUAGUUUAGUAGAGACAGUGCAUUGUGAGUCUACUAUUAUAACUCCAUGUUAACUAAAGAGAGUCACUGACCACAUCAAGAAGUUAAGUGCUGAGUUGCUGUGUCUGAAAGUCCAAACAAAUAUACCAUCCAGAAAAGUAGGGCAAGUAGGAGAAAAAAGGAAAAAAAAUCCAAAAAUUAAAAAAUAUCUAAAAAAAUUUACAAAAAAAUACAAAAUGGAAAAAGUAAGUAUAUACAGUCCCAGUGUGUACACACUAUAGUAUAUGGGUGGAUCUCACCAAUAGAAGAGAAAGUCCAGUAGGCCAGUUCUCCUUAUCUCUUAAUGUAGAGGUUGAAAUCCCUGUAGUUAGUGUCAAUCUAUUCUUCAUUUACUUUUUCAAGUUGUCCUGGAGGUCCUAAGGUAUGUCUUCUUAUCAGCUGGUCCCGAGUCUCAUGGGCGGGCUGCGCGCUCGGGAUCUAAACACAUCCCUUCAAUGGCCCUGUCAGAAGAGAAAAUUAGUGAAAGUCCCAUACUUUUAUGCAGUUCGGCGUGCCCGCUUGAAUGCGCGGGUCGCGCCUAGAUGACGUCACGACGCUUGCGUCCGCAGGUCGCGUCUGAAUGACGUCAUGGCGCACACGUCCGGUAACUAUGCCCGACGUGUGCCGUUUCCAUUAAGCAAAUCCAUAUUCCUGCACUAUUGUGUGUGUUCCAAUUCACUUGUUAAGUGCAAUACAUACAAAAUAUAAUAAUAUAUAUACACAUACAAUCCUUUACCUUAGUCUGCAUGUAUGGUAAAGAGCAGGUUCCCUAAUGUAUAUUUACAUGGGAAAAGAGCUAUGUACAUUGAAACAAAAAAUCAUAAAAUCAUAUUAACAUGAAGUAUUUAGAUAAUUAAUUAUUAUAAUAGGAUUCUUAAACAAUAAAGGAAUACUAUUCAUAUUUAUAAAUACUCAAGGGUUAAAGACAUAUUAUAUACCUGGUUAAACUGAUCAAGAACAAAGCUACUAAUCAUUUUCAUGCAAAAAAGUUAAAGUCAUUAACAUAAAAGAAGUGUGGCUCAGACUGAAUCCUUGCCUUUAUAUUUUAAAGUUUAAGGAUCAAUAAAUCUAAAUAUUGAAGCUUAUCUUUUCCAAAAAUUUUUUUGAGGAAAAAUGGCAAAAAUAAUGGCAAAGAAUAAUAUUGCAAGGAAAAAUUUUUUUUUAAAGAAAAAAGAUUUUUAAGAAUUUUUUUUUUUUUAAUCCAGGAAUAUAACCUUAGUGUAAUUCCUGGAUUGGUUGGCAUAGUUAUUCCUCGGAUGAUGAGAAGCUCUUUGCAUACUCGUCAUUUAUUUACUUCAGAUAAAUGUUGUCAUAUUGUGAGAACCAUCACUUCAAAAAAUGUCACAACAGAGUCCAAGAAGUGAGAAGUGAUAUAGGCUUGAGAUGUAAUAGAAUUGCAACAGAUAAUUAGCGGUAACCAUUCACCCAUUCAAACAUCAGAUUUUUAUUAUUAUAUAUUUGUUACGCAUACUCACAAGCAGUGUAAUGUGUGGAAAGUGCCUGGGGUUUCCCACAUGUUGGACCCCGUGAUUUCUCGGGUAACGGACCAAGAAAUGGUCAACCUCUUUAGUAGCUUUUAGGGAGUAAAAGAGACAGGCCUGCCAUAUAGUGUCCCAAUGACUAACCGUGGAUAUAAAGUAAUAAAUUAGCCCAAACUUAUGGACCAAAAAAUAAAAAUAAAAAGUUUAAACAGUAUUGUAGUAUUCUAAAUCAUUCUACAAGAAAUGUUUAAGGUCAUAGUCCUCAUUCAAGCCAUCCGGGUGGAGUGUUUCCAAGAUACUAAUCCACUUCGUUUCUUUACAUAAAAGUGCUUUUUGUCUAUCCCCACCUCUACACAAUGGUUUAACACCAUCAAUUACUUGAAAACAUAAUUGAUUGACAUUAUGACCUUGCUGUAGAAAAUGCCUCGGUACUGGUUUGUCACAUGUCCCUUUUUGGAUGGCAGCUCUUAUGUCCCUGUUAUGUUCUCCUAUGCAUACUUUCACUGGCCUGAUUGUUUCCCCAACAUAGAGAAACCCACAAGGGCAUUUCAGAAUGUAAACCACAUAUUCUGAGUUGCAUGUGUAAUAUUCAAGUAUUUUAAAGGGUUUGCCUGAUCGUGGAUGUACAAAACAAUCACCCCUGAUUAUACUGUUGCAAUGUAUACAGCUUAGGCAAGGAAAUGUGCCUUUCUUAGGUUCAGAGAAAAAUCUUCUCUGUUUCUUGUUACUGCCUUUAUCUGGGUGCACCAAUUUAUCCCUAAGAUUCUGUGCCCGUUUAUACGAAAAUAGGGGAGGAUUCCUAAAUUCAAGUUGAGAUCGGCCUCAAAGAUGUUCCAGUGUUUCAUUAUGAUUUUUUAACGGCAUUAACGGCAUUACUGUAAGGUGUGUAUGGUGAUAUAAAUGGAAUUCUUUGUAUAGUGUCCUUAUUUCUUCCUAUGGGGUUAAGCGCUUCUUCCCUAUCCAUAUCUAAGAUCCUAGUUCUGUGUCGUGUCACUAGUUCUAAUGGAUAACCCCUAUCUAUAAAUUUGUUGCACAUGAACUCCAUCCCUGGUUCCACACGAUCUUCCUGUGAGAUUAUCCUUUUCACUCUCAGCAUUUGGCUAAAUGGUAAGCCAUCUCUAAGAUGUUGGGGAUGAUAACUAGUGUAUUCCAAAAGAUUAUUUCUAUCAGUGGGUUUCGUAUAGAUGUCUGUGUGUAAUUUAUUGUCAAUCAAAUGUACCUGUGUAUCCAGGAAUGGAACCAUGUGUCUGUCACAUGCCAUAGUGAAUUUGAUGUUAGGGUCCAGAGAAUUCAGUUGGUUAAAAAAAUUGUCCAACUGAGCCCUCGUGCCCCCCCAACAUACAAACACAUCGUCGAUAAAUCUCUUCCAUGUAAGGCAUUUCUCAAACAGUGGAACAGCAUAUAUGUGUAGUUCCUCCAGCUUAUUCAUGUAUAUAUUUGCGUAAGUGGGGGCUACAUUCAACCCCAUUGCUGUCCCUUUGAUUUGCCUAUAAAAGUUGUCUUCAAAGAGAAAGUAAUUCUCAGUCAGGACAAAUCGUAGUAGUUCCAAUAUGUAUAUUUUGGUAUCUGAAUAUUGGGCUAAUGUAGGAUCCUGCUCUAAUGUCCACUCAACUGCUCGUAGUCCCCCUAUAUGAUCAAUUGCUGUAUACAAUGAUUAAACAUCCAACGUCACCAACCAAACUUCCGUGGAAUGUUCAAUAUUGAGGUUGUUAAUCAAUUUUAAAAAAUCAUUUGUGUCUUUGAUAUAUGAUUUUUGUUUUGGAACGUACUUGAUCAAGAAUUUAUCUAACAUUACUGCUGGUGGUUGUAAAAUAGAAUCCGUGCCACUAACAAUGGGCCUUCCUGGUGGGGUCUGUAAAUAUUUGUGUAUUUUCAGGAGGGUAUAAAAAACAGGCGUUGUUGGAUAUUUCCUAUGCAUAUAUUUAUAUUCUCCCUCUGUGAUAAUGCCUUUGUCCAUGGCCGCCCUAUUUAAUGUCUGUAACUGUCUGUAACUGCUGGAUGGGAUUCCCAUCCAUAGGUUGAUAACUUGAUAUGUCAUUUAAUUGUGAUCUGAUCUCUUUGACAUAAUAAUCCCGAUUCAUGGCCACCUCGAUACUUUGCACCAAUACGGAUAAAAGAGUGCCUGUUAGUAUUUUUCCUAUGGACAGGCUGAAUGCGCACGCUGCUCUUGUGCAUGCGCAUUCAGCCGGUAACGGAAGAAGAGGGAGGAGAGUCUCCAGCGUCGAGGGAGCCCGGCGCUGGAAAAGAGGUAAGCGAUUAACCCCUUCCUCCCCCCUCAGCACCACGGGAGUGCCAGGAAAACGAGUAUGUUUUCUGGCACACACACUGGCGCACACACACAGAUACACACACUGGCAGAUACACACUGGCACAUAGAUACACAAACUGAGAGACAGAUCACACACCUUGACACACAGAUACGUACACACAUAGAUACAUACAUACACAGAAAAACCUUGUGUGUCAAGAUGUGUGUAUCUGUGUGUUAGUGUGUGUAUCUUUGUACCAGUGUGUGUAUCUGUGGGCCUGUGUGUGUAUGUGUCAGUGUGUAUCUGUCAGUGUGUGUAUCUGUGUGCUAGUGUGUAUAUGUGUGUCAAGUUGUGUAUAUAUGCAUGUAUGUGCCGGUGUGUAUCUGUGUUUGUAUGUGCCGGUUUGUCUCUAUGUGUCAAGGUGUGUGUAUCUGUUUUGGUAUGUGCCAGUGUCUGUAUCUGUGUGUCAAGGUGUGUGUAUCUGUGUCAGUGUUUGUGUAUUUAUGACUGAGUAUGUGUCGUGUGUUUCUGUUUGGUAAUGUGUAAAUAUAUACAUGUACAGACAUUCCAGCAAUCAAACACCAAAACAACACAUACUCCUGCAAACACAAACAUGACAUAAAGACACCCCUGACCUCUAACUCCAAAAUUAUAUACAAAUACUACACACAAAUGUAAAUUCACAUUUAAAAUCCAACACUACAUCCAAAUACACCUCUGCACAUAAAUGCUAACAUUCCAUACAAACACACCCUUGUAUUAAAAUGAUGAAAUUACAUACAAAUACCAACUCUACACACAAAAACACACCUGCUCCUAAGUACUGCAAUCUAUUUACUAUCUCUAUAAAUUAGUGUGUGUAUAUAUAGAAAGAAAAAAAACACAAUUUGCAAAAAAAGUAAGACAUUAUGCUCUGCUAAUUAAAAGGUUUAUGCAACGGUGUAAAAAAAAUUAUUUUUGGGGGUGUGGGGGACUUCCACGAUGAAGACAACCCCGCCAAAUUUGCGCUGAUGCUCUGAUCCCUCUCCCGCAGUGCCAACAUGUCUCUAAAAACAAUUGAUGCAUAUGAUAUUGGAUCUGAGGGAUUCUAGAACACCUAGUCAGUAGUUUAUAAUUCCGCUUCUAAACUUUAGUUGAAACUGAGCUCUGGUGUAUCAAAUUAAACAUUUUUAUCCACUAGGCUUCAGAAAGAGUAUGCCCAAUCAGAGGCUGUAACACAAAGAACAAUGGAACACCACCUACCAGUUGGGGUGCAAGGAAUCCGGCUACACCAAAACUAGAAACAUCCAGAAAAGUACGUUGUGUUGAAGCAGUGUGCCUUCAUUUAAGAGCCCAUAGUUAACAAAUCAUUUUGAAUGCUUGCACUUUCUAUGUCAAGCUAAUACAUAACAGUCAGUUAGAAGUAUUGCUAUAAGCACACAGAAUCAUGAUUAUAAUACAUAAGUGUAAUAAAUCACUGUAAUAUUCUGAAUGACAUAUUGCCGAAAUUUGGGCAUCCCAAAAAAUAUUCUAUUUUCAAAAAAUAUAAUUAGUCUGAACCAUAUUUUCUCACCAUGCACAUGUUUAGUAUGCAUAUCCUUAAUAUUUUAUUAAAAUGCAUACAUACCCACAAUAUGUUCUUCUUGUGACUGAGUCACUAAGUUACUAACCACUUUUUUUGAGUCAACUAUUUCCUUAUUUUGUUUUCAUUAAUGCAAUGCUGGUAAUUACUUUGCAUCUCCCAGAGGCUACAAUCCAUAUUUUAGAUUCGGUUUUGAGGACAUCACCUUUCGGAAUACCAUCAUACCUGGUUGACUCUUGGGUAACAUGCUUAUUUUACUCUUUUUUUGUUAUAAAAAUUACAUUUGUGGGUUUCUUUAUACAGCUUAUUGCUUAGGAAUGUGUGAUUAAUGUUUAAUGUUUAAAACAUAUCAGAGAAUGCUAUAGUCUUCCCUCCCUGGUUCUGCAUUUCUUCUGGCAAAAGUGACCACGAGCAUUUAUGGAUCCUAUGAUACCUUCCCAUAUCUGUUUCUGAAAAAAAUAAACCCAAGUCUGUUUUAUUUUUUAAAGAUUUUUUUUUCCUCUAUAUGAAUAAUAUUUGCCCAAGGCAAAGUACAAAGUGCACAACUGUCAACAUUUGAAAGAAAAAAACAUUGCAGGUACUCUUUUCAUAAAAGCAAGAACGCUGGUUACUGGAACAUUGACCACAACUAAUAAACUGUUUCCACAGCCCUGCCCUUAUUGCCCCACCCAAUAUUAGUAGGCUAAAGAUCAUUAGAUUAAAUGUAAAUAUAAAUAGAGGGGCAGACUGAACCCCUUAAGCAUGGUACAGAGACCUGGCUGAGGAAGGGGGCCCGCUGCCCAACCACUCUGUCUGUGAGGCCCUGUCACACCUAAAUCGAAGCGGGCGACUCGAGUCUGAUGUGCAAUGGUUUCAGGGAGUCCAUCGGGUGGCCCAUGCACAUAAGACCACCCAAUGGGCAUGUUUGAUCAGGGGCCAGGUCAGGCACCCUGGCCCUUUAACAGGGUGAUGGAGAGGGGGGGCACCUGAGUUUUGUCAUGCCUAGGGCAGCACAGAACCAGGAUACACCACUGAUUGUACGCCGUACUGGAGACCGUAUCUUCAGAAGGAUAUUGAUACUUUAGAAAGAGUUCAGAGAAGGGCUGCUAAACUGGUUCAUGGAUUGCAGGAUAAAACUUAUCAGGAAAGGUUAAAGGAACUGAACAUGUAUAGCUUGGAGGAAAGACGAGACAGGGGGAGAUAUGAUAGAAACAUUUAAAUACAUAAAGGGAAUCAACACAGUAAAGGAGGAGACUAUAUUUAAAAGAAGAAAAACUACCACAACAAGAGGACAUAGUCUUAAUGGUCUUAAAUUAAAAAGCAAAGUUUUAAAAAUAAUAACAGGAAGUAUAACUUUACUGAGAUGCUAGUGGAUGCAUGGAAUAGCCUGAAGCUGUAGACACAGUGAGGGAAUUUAAACAUGUGUGGGAUAGGCAUAAUGCUACCAUAGAAAUACAAUAAGACCAGGAAUUAAUGAAAGUAUUUAGAAAAUUGGGCAGGUUAGAUGGGCCAAAUCGUUCCUAUCAGCUGUCACAUUCUAUGUUUCUAUGUUUCAAGGGUAUAUGUCUAUAUGUGUGUUAGUGUGUGUUUAUGUUUGUAUGUGUAUCAGUGUUUGUAUCUGUAUGUGUGUCUGUGUGUGUUUCUGUGUGUCUGUGUAUCCACGAGUAUCAGUGUAUAGGUAUAUGUGUAUAUAUCUCAGCAUUCAGCCUAAAGUGAGAAGUGACCAAUAAAGGGGAAGAGAAAGAGCAGUAAAAAAAAUCUGCAUUCCUAUAUUAUAUAUUUAAUAACUGGAUAUAAUCUAUAAAUAUAAAUGUUUUACUGCUCCUACAUUUCUCUCUAUUGGUUACUUUUUCUGACAAAAUGGUGAUAAAAUGCUCCUAUCUGUGUACUGAAAAUAUGUACAUAAUAUGCGACAAACAUAUUUUGCAGUACAAUGAUCAGCCCAUUCUAGUGCCCUUUUAUAUCUGUCCAAAUGUUUCCCCAAAUAGAUGUCUGGCCAAGUCGAGCUGCCAGAUGAAUGAGCAUCGGACAUCCUGACCAAAAAUUUAAUAUCAGGAAAGACUAUUUGGCCGAUUCGAACAAUCUCAACAUCCGUACCUUGAAUUUUAAAUUCAUGUUGAAUUCAUUCAGAAUUAUUUCAGUCCCUGACGGUAAAAAAAUCCAGUAAACAUAUUUACUUAUUUCCUUAUAUAAUAUAUAUUCUAAUACACAUGCAUAGUAAGUCAUGUAAUGUUUAUACUAUUAUACAAAGAAUGUGAAUGGUGAGAGCACACUAUAUAACUUUACCCUUAUUGUACAUAAAAUCCCAUGGGAAUUUUUUUCCAACACCAGUACUUCUCGGUGCUUCUCUGUCAAUUGUCCAAUCCAAAACUCCUCACGCAUGCAACAAAGCUUCUCUUUGUUGAACAAAAGACACCAGCACAUGGAUGGAAUUGUUGCAUAUGAAUGAUCAAUGAAUGAUAGGUAUGGGUCAAGUAAACCUCAGAACCAAGAAUAGACAUUGAAAAAGUUUGAUCAUUCAUAUGCAACAAUUCCAUCCAUGUGCUGGUGUCUUUUGUUCAACAAAGAGAAGCUUUGUUGCAUGCGUGAGGAGUUUUGGAUUGGACAAUUGACAGAGAAGCACCGAGAAGUACUGGUGUUGGAAAAAAAUUCCCAUGGGAUUUUAUGUACAAUAAGGGUAAAGUUAUAUAGUGUGCUCUCACCAUUCACAUUCUUUGUAUAUUGGUUUCUUUGUUUUAUGUGAUAAGUGACACACAUUGGUGAUUGGAGCACCUAAGUCCUGGACUUAUUAACCUUAUUUUUUUAUAUUUUACUGAAUGUUUAUACUAUAGUCAUCAUUUUUUUAGAGCCUGAACAUUAUUUAUGUAUAAAAUAUUUUACCAGGAAGGAUACAUCGAGAUACAUUGUUUUCAAGUAUGCCCCUGGUCCACAAAACAUUGCUACAUUGAUACAAUUGAUACAAUAGGGUACAAUAAAAUACAAAAAUAAUAUUAAUACACAAUAUAUACAAAAUUUAACAUAGAACAGGUAGGAAAUAUAUAAUCAACCAUGACAGGUGCAUUCUGUUUCGAGAUAUGUGGAGUGGGAUCUCUUAAAGGACUUUAGGCUUGGGGAAGAUUUGAAAGUGUGCGGGAGGUCGUUCCAUAAUUGCGGUGCUCUGUAGGAAAAGGAGGAUCGAGCUGCUUUCUUUUUGUAUUGAGGUAGACUAAAUAAAGUCAAGUGUGACUUCCUGGUGAGACUGACAGCCAGACUCUGCUUGUGUGUGUAAUGGUUGUGAGUGAGUCUUUUCAGUAGGAAGAGCAUCUAAUCAAAGAUGCAGCCAUACUCUGCGUUGUGGUCAAUGGCUGCAGUUUGGAAAGGAGUUCACCAUAUAGUUCACAGUUCACCUGUGCCACCAUACACAUUCUUCUAAUCAGGAACACUGUACAUGACUGUACAUGAGUGUGUGAAUGAAGGCCAUUUAUGAUGGCCAUUUACAGUAAAUAAAGAUCCUGGUCUGGCAAUAGCUCGUAAAUAGUACAAAUAAUGAUUUGCUCAUAUAUAUUUUCAGCUGAAAGACAUUAAAAAAGGUUUUGUUUUACCUCUGAUGGCAUUCCUAGAACAUCAUGUAUUAAUGUUUCAGGAUAUCGAUUAAUAGUAUGCGUUUUCUGUGGUUUAUCAAUUCAUUUUUGGUGUUCAACUCAAUAAGUAAAAAUUGGUUCUCUGAAUGUGUUGAGAACUCUUCCCCAGAAAGAUUGUGAUCACUUAAGCAUGACUAUUUAACGUAAGUUAUAGAGUCCCUUUUUUACACGACAAAUAAUUCUAUAAGUGUUGUCAGAAAUAUCAGAAUGGUGAGAUCAUGAGAUAGUGAUCGCAUUGGCAUCAUUAAUUCCUCAAUGGCAGACAUUUAUGUUUCAAUAAUUACCAAACAAUAGAUUGCAAUUUACCUUUUUAUAUUUUAAUCAAUAAACAUAAUUGCAGGGAUUUGCAUUUUAACAAAUACAUUGAAGGGUAACAUUCUUUUCUUCUAAUACAUUUUUAAAUUAUAUAUUCAUUUAAAGUUCUCUUACAAUGGUUCAGCAAUCACAAAGUUCAAUGAAAAUGAAACUACCAAAUUUCUAAUGAGAAAGUCAGGUGACAUUUCAUUCUAAAAUAUAAUAUUCAUGGUGGAUUUGAUUGUUAAUUGAAUCAAACUGUCAUAUAAUUAUCCCUAAAUUACAAUUUCUGUCUCUUUAACUAUAUGUGUUAUUUCCCACAAAUAUAUCUUUGAAUAUGAUUCUCUUCAAUGAUUGUCCUUCUCUGCUUGUUGUACUUUUCCCAUUUCCUCUCUUGUGAACCUCAAUCCUAUGUGCACCAUUCCCUUGUGCCCUUGUAUCCAUUUUCUCUUUUCUAAGACAUAUUCAUAAUUUGUUUCCUCCUGUGACUUUGUCAAGCUUAAUUUUGAAUGUGUGCCCUUACCUUGCACUUGCGUAUACCUGGUGACCAUUUGUGUACUAUUUAUUGCCACCCUCUGUCUACAUUGUGAUUCCUUGUGUGAUAUUACUGUCCCAUUUCUUUUCAUCAUUUAACAGGAUUUGUACCCCCUCUUUUUAUCUCGUAGACAUAUUUUUGCAUCCUUUUUGGUUUAACACCCAUUUGACCAUUGUUCUUGCAUGAUUAUUCUGUGUGUGGACCUGUUUGGUUCACAUGACUUUGACUUUUACAAUCUUUUACAUUCAUCUUUCAUUUGUAACAUUUCUAGCAUAGAGUGUGUCAAAUAAUCACUUGUUGGUAACUUAAACAAGUAGAUACUGUGGAUCUUUUCAGUGUCCAAUCCUACGUCGAAGAUAUUUGGUGGCCUUUACAUGACCUCAGUAAGAAACAACAGAUUAAAUACUGCAGGUACACUUCCUUUUGCAAAACGAAUGCACAUUGGAUUUUGAUAAGUUCUCAUAAAAAAUAUUCCUCGGUAACAAGUAAAAAAAAAUGUAUUCUUUAUUUGGUGUUUAAAGAAAAAGUUGCACAUAAAUCGAACAUUAUGAAAAAAGUAAAUAUAUCAGAAAUGUAUAAUGUUGUGAUAUGUGACAUAUGUGGUAUCUCUUAUAAUUUGCCCAUAAUAUGACUGUCACUAACAAUAUUGUCCUAUCUGCCUCAGUGAAUAUAGUGAAACCUUUAUUUGUGUGAUUUCCUUCUUGGUGGAGAAUAUUAUUUUGGAUCAUUUAGAACAUUCCAUAUUUUACUGCUCUUAUUAUAAAACCAGUCAUUCUGCCCUUCCUACCAGGAGUUAAACCAUCCCCCAGCAUUUCAGAUCUGUGGAACGGCGGAGUAAGCCAGAUUUAGAAAUCAUUUGGAACAUUUCAAGACUUCAGAUGGAAAGCAUUGCAGACUUAAUUUAAUAAGGGUAGUGAAUGAACAAAGAGGACAUUUACUUAUUUCAGUAUCAGCAGUUUAUCAUUCCCAAAUUACCCUAUAUCAAAUAAGGUAGUAUGCAAGAGGUUUCACCACCAUCAAUCCUGGAGAGCCUUCUCCACUGCAGCCCUGAGAGUAGACCACUGCUACCUAACAUGGAACCCAAUUAAAUGAAUUUGUUAUGGUGCCAGGAGGUCCCUGGCACUGUCUUACCUUUGGGGAUUGACCCAUUCAUAAACGGCUUAAGCCCAAAGUCCUAUUUAGUGCCAGAUCACUCUGCCCGCUCCAAUAUCUUUCUGCUGGAAAACUUCAAAAUGGAAGCCAAAGACAACCACGGGCAAAGGCCCAAUUGAUUGGUUUAGAGCGGUCUGCUGACUCUCUCAGCCAAACAGUAGAUCCGUGUUCACAAAAUAACUUGAGAAACGUGUUUAAUAUAUUUUUUCAAAUCUAUCUAAACACAAAAUGUCUUUCUUUUGUACAGUUAUGUACAGUUAUGUCCCGCCUGUUUCAGAUAUAUCUUAUGAUAAUUUUAUUUUGUAAUGAAGAGAUUGACGGUAAGAGCAACUGUCAUUAACAGAUAAUUACAGAUAAUUACAGUAAAUCCAGCUAACAUGUUUACAAUGGCAAUUGUUUAAAAAUAAGAAUAACAAAAUAUCCACUAAACACAAAGAAAUCUACAGUCACAGUCAGAAAUAAACAGAAGCUCUCAUUUACAGUCAGUAAAACAGGAAAUGGAAUCUCAUAGUCUCGCUGGUUUGAAAUAUGAUUAUGAUUGCAGUUGAAAAUAAAGUAAUUUCAGUGACAGGUGGAAACAUCUUACAUCUGGACCAAAUAGUGCUUUUUAUAAUAGUGAUUUUUUAACCAGUUUUUUUUUUCUUUUCAUUACAUGGGAUGUUACAAUACAAGCUGCUAGGUCCUGUCAUUUCAAAGCUUCCCAAGAACGCCUGUUUGUCAAACUUUCCACACCUACACAAUUCAUUAAAUCUUUUUUGAAGAUUUUAAUCUUUGCUCUCAACGCUGCACUUGUGAAUACUAAGAAUUGAAAUGAAAGAUAAAUAAUGUGUACUUUUAUUUAAUAAUACACAAGUGGGGUUAUUUUAUGCAUAAACUGUUGUCUUUUGUUUUGGAACCUGGAUGAAUAUUCUAUGUUUGUAAUUUUUUUAUUGAAAAAAAUAACUAUAGUGUUGAAUACUAACCAAUACUUUAACUACAUUCUUUAUCAUUAAAGGAUCACUAUAGUGCCAGGAAAACAAACUUGUUUUCCUGGCACUAUAGUGCCCUGAGGGUGCCCCCACCCUCAGGGUCCCACUCCCGCCGGGCUGGAUGGAGAGGAAGGGGUUAAACACUUUUCCAGCUCAGGGCUCCUUCGGCGCUGGGGACUCUCCUCCUCAUUUUCCAGUCAUCGACUGAAUGCGCAUGCGCGGCAAGAGCCGCACACGCAUCCAGCCAGUCUCAUAGGAAAGCAUUCUCAAUGCUUUCUUAUGGACGCUGGCGUCUUCUCACUGUGAAAAUCACAGUGAGAAGUGCGGAAGUGCCUUUAGCGGCUGUCAAUGAGACAGCCACUAGAGGCUGGAUUAACCCUAAAGUAAACAUAUCAGUUUCUUUGAAACUGCUAUGUUCACAGCAGAAAGGGUUAUUCCUAGGUGGACCUGGCACCCAGACCACUUCAUUAAGCUGAAGUGGUCUGGGUGCCUAUAGUGGUCCUUUAAACUUGGACUUCAGUUGACAUUUUGUCUAGUUCUUUCGACCUACCAGCUGUGGUGAAAUAACUACAGACAAUUUUCAAGAUUCCCCUCUUUUGGUUUAAAUUGUGCAAGUCAAUUGUCAAUCUACUACACACUGCUGCUUAUUAAAUAGACCUCUUAGAACCAGAGAGAAGAGCUGACACUGCGGUCCAUUAGGGCAUAGAUCACACUCACCGUGAGCUAUUUUCUAUUUAUAAUAGAUCAGUAAAUAUCUAACAGUUCACUACAGAAAGAGCCAGGGAACUAACAGCAAGUGCAGGAACUUCCAUAUAUGAAAAGAUUUUUAAUAUGUAGAAAAAAAAAAUUGUAGACCAGAGGUUGGCAACCUUGGCACACCAGUAGUUGUGGACUGCAUCUCCCAUAAACUCUUACAGCAAUAAAGCAUCAAUGGAGAUAUAGUCCACAACAUCUGGAGUACCAAAGAUUGCCUCCCAUGAUUUAGGCACAGGACCACUACAGUUUAAUAUAGUGGUUCUGGGGCAAAGAGCCUGUCCCAGCACUGUUACCUAACACCACCUCUAGUGGCAGUCACCCAGACAGGUCUUCCUGGAGGUAAUUCAUCUCUGAUGAGAUGCUGACUGGUGCAUUGCUGCAAUUGCCACAUAUGCCUAAAAAAUCCUUCCUUAUGGGCUGAGAUGAUAAGCAUUGACGCAUGCUUGUAUCUUUAACAUUACAGUGCUCCUUUAAGUUUAUUGUUUUGCAUAUAUAUUUUGCAUUCUAUAUUCCGUAUCUGUAUUAUCUAUAUACUGUAUGAAGAAAAGGAAGGAUAUCCCUUUAAGUCUUGGUCAGGAACCUACAUGCUUUUCCUUUGAAGCUUUGCCAAUAGAUAAUCUUCAUUUAAAUGGAAGAUCCAGCCCGCAUAUUACUCACAAUAAGAAAGGGGAAGGAUGGCUGGGUGCCGUUAUUCUGAAGAAAACAGAGAACAUUUUAUUUAUAAAACUAAAGAGAUUUGAACAGGGAGAGCAGUCUAUCGUGAAUAAAAAACCAUAACCGAUCAAAUAUUAAUUUGUAUUGGAACUCCCAGAAUGUUUCUCUGAAGUUGAUCUUUACUGAUAUUAUAGUAGCAUUUCUUGUAUUUAUGUCUCCCUCUAAAUGGACACUCCACGGUCCAAAUAAUAAAAAAAUGUUUUUUUUAAAAUCACUGUUUUGUAGAUAUUCCCCAAUAAAAACAUUUGAAAAUGCAUUUUUCCAUUGGGGGUUUAUUGAAACACAGCUUGCAAAAGCAUCAGGUCUCUUGCCUGCUUCCUUUGCAAGCCCUCCCCUUCUAACCCCACCCAGACUUUCUAUGGUUGUCCAAUCACAGACUUCCCAGUGCAGCUCAAUGAGAAGUCUUUGCAAGGCAGGUGCUCUGGGCAAUUAGUCACUCUACAGUUUAUCUACACUGAGCUAAGGAAACCAGGAAGAAACAGGACCAGUUGUGUAAUUAACAGCCAAGGGGGUGUAAAUGCAAAUUCUGUUUACAUUUACAUUUUUUAUCUCCUGCCUUUGUUAAUAAUCUAGAUCCUGCCUCUUAAAGUUCAAUUUACAGAGCAGAAGAUAAACAUUUUCUAAAGUAAGUUAACAUCUGAUUGAAGAUGAAACCAUUUUUCAUGCAGGCUGUGUGACUCACAGUCAAGGUAGGCAUGACUAGAGCUAGAUUGGACAGAAACAAAAAAUGAUUAACUCCUAGAUAACAGAGAACUGACAAGUGAGACUGCAAGGGCAUGAUUUAUACACUAAAACUGCUUCAUUAAGCUAAAGUUGUUUUAGUGACUUUAGUGCCCCUUUAACUCUGGUAAUGUAAUAGAGGUUCUCUCAUUGACAACUAUAGGGAUAUCAAUUUAAAAGCUUACCUCUUAUAAUAGAAUAUUCAGCUAUUCAAAACAUGCAAAACAAGAGAACAAGGCAGACCAUCUUAACAUUUUAUUUAUUUACAAAUUCUCCAGCUUAUUUACUAUUAUCCCUGUGCUUCUUGCUUCUCAAAUUAUGGUCACAUUGCAUAUAUGCAGUGGCAUACUAAGUGGGGGUGGGGGUCAGGUUGCCCCAAGUAUCUAUGAUUAGAGGAGUGCAAAUUGCCAGCAUACCUUCAGGUGUCGCAAAGUGGAAUCGCAGGGUGACCGGCAGAAGGGAAAGUGCUCCCCUUCUUCUGAUCACAGCAUGUAGCAUGGCCAAGCAGGCAGAGAAAGGUAGAUAAGCUCCUGUUCCUUGGCCUGGUCUGACAGGAAAUGCACUCAGAGAGUACAGACUGGCCACACUACACAGGUGGUAUAGGGGUUGGGGAAGGAAAAAUGAGACACAUGGAGAGGCUGUGGAGGGGAGGCAUAGGACACAUAGAGAGCCUGGGGAGGGGGAGAAUAGGAUACAUGGAGAGGCUGGGGGGAGGGGGGAAAUGGGACACAUGGAGAGGCUGUGGAGGGGAGGCAUAGGACACAUAGAGAGCCUGGGGAGGGGGAGAAUAGGAUACAUGGAGAGGCUGGGGGGGAAAUGGGACACAUGGAGAGGCUGUGGAGGGGAGGCAUAGGACACAAAGAGAGCCUGGGGAGGGGAGGAAUGGCAUACUAAGGGGGGGAAUGGGAUACAUGGAGAGGCUGGGAGGGGGGAAUAGGACACAUGGAGAGGCUGAGGAGGAUGGGACACAUGGAAAGACUGGGGAGGGGGCUAAUGAGAAACAUGGUGAGGCUGGGGAGGGAGACACCCAUGACCCAUUAGACUCUGUAUUAGUCUCUAAUGGAACUCUUUCCAAUGCACAGUUUACAUAUUUGUCCAAUAAAUAUUGCUGAAAACAUUGCAGGUGUUUUUUUACAUUUUAAAGAUGGGGGGGAGCAGGAGGGUGCCAAAUACAGGGUCCACUCCGGGUGCCAAAUUCUCUGCAUUUAUGUUACUGCCUUGAUUAUCUCUAUGUUGUUUGGCUGAAUGCAACACAAUCAGGGUCAUAUUUACUUAUUUGACCCACAUAGGCAACAAUAUCAACCCCUCCGCCACAAACAAACUGCUAAACGAAAAGAAGUUAAUAGAACUGAAGAGAAAAUGUUGUAAAUAAUGUAUAAACCAUGCACAAAAUGUUUCACAUUCAUCAUAAAAAAACUGAAUUUAAUAUAAUUUACUGCAUAAACAGCUCAAAUCUUUAAACCGAUUUAUGUCUAAAGAUGAAAUAAUGCCAAAUUUAGCAAUUUUAUGAUUUGACAUUUUCUUUUUCUAAAUGUCAACACAUUAUUCGAUUGUACAUGAAGUAGUUGCAGGAGAACCAAUAUUAUAUUCCUAGUGAGAUUUACACCACAAACAGGUGACAAUUUCAGAACAUCUUUUGAAAAAGAAAAUAAAAACUGAGAAUUGAAAGUAACAUGUGAUUGAUUGUAAGCCCAAGAAAAUAAAGCAUAAAACCAUUAAGGAAUAGAAAUAUUAGAAAAAUGAACAUCAAAAAAUAAAUCCGAAAGCCAGUUCAUGACAAUUUGUUCACACUUCUACGAACGAAACCAAAAUGGUUUCAUUACAGCACAGAGUGUGUCGGAAUCAUUGAACACAAGGCUCAACUUUAACGUGAUAUGCCCCCGAGUAUUCAAAUGCAAAUAAAAAAAAACAAAAUACUAAAAAUCUCUAAGUAAAUUCCAGUCGUGCAUCAAAAAUUUAAAAUUACGAUUGACCCUAAAAUUAUGAUUUUAUUUCUCCCUGAAAGAACAUGUAAUUAUUACUAAUAGCCAUAUUAAUUAUUAAACUAUGUAUGCAUAUUUCUACCUAUCUAAAUGUUAAUUACAAAAUUUAACCGGCAAUAUUUCAGUCCUAUAAAUCUCAGACUUUUGUCAAGAUAUUGAAUAAAUAUAUACAUAUGGUUCUUUGUUGUACUCAUUUGCAUAUGCCCACCCAGAGUCCCUUGCAGUAGUAACAGCACUGCUAAUCUGGGAUUUCUCUGGGAAAAGCCAGUCUUGUGGCUUGUUUGGUGUGCGCGGAUCUCUGUUUAACAAUGUAUUUACUAUAAAGAGAAAGAGAUGCUCCGAGUAUUUGCAAGACAAAUGUUGUGUUUAAGAAGAGUUUAAUGAUGCCUCUACUUAGUUAGACAUUGCAGAUAUGGCUUCCACUAAAUCUUAAAUGACACUCCAUUAUUUAAAUACAUAUUUUUUUAAAUCACCUUUUAGUAUAUAUAGUACAAUGAAAACAUGUAGGCAUUUAAUUAUGCAUCUUUUCAUUGGGGGUUUAUCUCAAACAGCUUGCAAAAGCUACCUAUCUCUUGUUUGUAGCAUUUGAAAGCCCUCCCCUUAUAACCCAGCCCAGACUUCAGUGGCUGUCCAAUCACAGACUUCCUAAUGCAGCUUAAUGAAAAGUCUUUGCAAGGCAGGUAUUCUGGGCAAUUGCGCGCCUCUUGAGUUAAGCUCCACUGAACUAACAAAACCAGGAUGACAGGACUGAUUGUGUGAUUGACAGCUGGGGGUGUAACAAUGUUAAUUCAUAUAGAUAAACAUAAUAUAUUAUAAAUAUAAAUAUUUUAUAAAUAGGUGAAAAUAAGAUUAAAUGAGACAGUUUAAUGGGAGUAUGGCAGCCAUCUUAGUAGGGGAAAGUAGAUGUUAUUAGCAGGGGGAGGUAGGGCACGGUGGCCAUAUUUUGAGGGGAAUAUUUCAGUAGCUAUAUACAUGUAGUAUGAAUAUAUUUAUGGCUGCCAUACUCCCAUUAAACUGUCUCAUUUAAUCUUAUUUUCACCUAUUUAUAAAAUAUUUCCCCCCUUUUGUCCCUUACCUACCAGUAAUUAUAUUUAUCUAUGUCUCCCACCCUUAUCUUUUUUUUUAAACUCGGCAAAGCAUUAAGUUUUCGCCGAAAUUGACAAAAACAACCCUUUAAACUAUAUUCCCCAUCAGACCUUGCAGCCGGUAAACAGAGCCGCGCAUGUGACCCAAGUCACGUGCCUCGGCUUUAAACAGCCGAAACUAGCUAUAUAAUGCUCGUUUUUAAUAUGUAAUAUGAUGGCUACAGUCCCCAAACCUCCUGCUAUCAACCCACACCAUUAUUUAUUGAAUUUUUUAUGUACCAAAUUUCGAUGUGUGCUGAUUGGUGGACAGCCUAUGAUGCAAUUUUGGCAUCACUUUUAAACUACCCUCUCCCCUAUAUAAACCCUAUUUGCCAGGUUGUCUGUUAUUGAUCCAUAUGAUAAAGCCUACACAGUGAAACGCGUUAUGGAUAUUACCUUUUAAGACUUUUUAUUUUGAAUAAAGCAUUUUUGGUUUUAUUAUAACCCACUGCCUCCUCAUUUCAAUAAUUAUACAGAUUUCUUUUUUUUUCCUGGCAUUUUAUUUAUUUGUAUUUAUUUUUAAUCUGAAAACCAGCUAUCUAUUCUACUUUCAAGAACAUCCUAGGUGGGGAUCAUACCACUAACGUUGUCAUCACUGAGCAGUGAGUCUGCUCCACGCUUGUGAGUAAUAUUCUUCUUAUUUUAUUUAACUUGUAUUAUAUUACUGAGAGCACUAUCUGUGGCUAUCUCUCUGUCUCUGAGCACCUAGAUAACCAUCUGCUGUGAAAGACUACGACCAUCAUAUCCCAUAAGUGGGGAUUAUACCACUGUAUGCAAUAUUCACUAGAGCUGGUCAUAGCUCUUGUUCAUGUGAGUGCAAUAUUUUUAUUUCUUAAGUGUUGUCCGUCUAGCCCAGACAUAUUGCACUAUCAGGUAGCUCUGUCUUUUCUUUUUCCACAUACGGAGACUGAGAAGACCCAGACCCUUCACAUCCCUCAAGUAUAAAGAACAAAGAAACCAAAGCUGGCCUUACUUAUUUAAUUUAUUUAAUUUAUUUUACCUAGAGACUAUUCUAAUUUUGUAUAUCGUAUUUCGUAUUUUACUGGGACAAUAUUUUAGUACUUCUUUCUCAAUUUGUUUUAUAUUUUAUUCAUAUUAAAUUAUGUUUCAUAUAUCAGUAUUUUAUAUGACAUAAAGCCCUGUUUCUCCUGAACAAAAUGAUAUAUAAUGUGUGGGUGCCCAUAAUAUAAAAGAGGUGAAUUCUGGUUGAACAGACAUAUAGCGUAAAUUCAAGGUUUUGUUUACGUUUUGUUUUGAUCACAACUUGUACAACUGCCGCAGUCCUUAACGGGUUAAGGAGAGGUCUACUAGAUAGAUAGAAAGAUCAUUUGUCCUGCUGGGGUACACCUACCAGCUCUGAUCUUAACUUGGAGGAUGUCAAUAUACAGACAUCCUUUGGAAUGCAUCUUUUAAUCCGUCAAUAUUAUUCACAUGAAGGCGCUUCAUGAUUGGUCUAACAGCAAACAAAUGAACCAAUGAGAGGUAUCUAUCUAUGCUUCUUCUGCACUUCCAAUCACAUACAUUGUCCUCAUCAGCAUCAUGACUGGAAAUAACGAGAUCAUCAUCAGACCAAUAGAAGCUGUAGCCAUUAGUUGUCUAGCGCCAUCUCUUGGUGAACUUUAUGUAUGUGCAUUAUGAUGAAUGUGUCAUGUGAAUGAUAGAAAAUUAAUACAUGGAAUGCAUAUUAUUAUUAACUUAUAUGUAGUAAUAGGUAACAAUAGACAGGAAUAUUAUUGUCAGAUUUACUUAAUUUAUGGUUCUUUUUUUUCUUUCUUUUUUUUUUUUUUUUUAAGAACAUCACACGGUCCAAUAUUUCAUGAAUGAUAUUGCAAAUAGCAAUUAUAAUAAAUUAAAGAUGAUUCUAGUCAAUAAUGCUCCUUGGUAACAUACAAAAAUACAAAACCAAUAUUUUCUUAGUAAUGGAAAUAAAAAUCCACUUGAAAGGUAUAUUUUUAUUACACUCUACGAGUGUGUUUUUAAAAUUUGAAAGCCCUCGAAAUAUAUUAACAACCCUAUCCAAAUUUCUAUGUGUAGAUAUUUUAUUUUACAGUAUCUAUCUAUUGUUAAUACCCCAUAAGGAGUGUCAGUACUGCAGGCAGUAAUAAUUAUUUAUUAGAAUUGGAAGAGACGUUUUGAUUGACACAUUUGUUAAAAACUGGCCAACUGUAACUUUUACAACAAACUUAACAUUUAUCAUUAACGUUUUGUAGUUGUUGAGUUAUUUGUGCAAAACAAUUAGGAACACAAAUGCAGGUACAGGCCAGCUUUGUUUCAAAUCUUGGCCAUACUUUUGCCAUUCCUGUUUAGCCAAGAGAUGGCAGUGUAAUCUUAUAUAUGUUAGUGCAGUUUGUGACCCUGUUACAUUUGUACAUAUCUUCAACAGCCAGUUCUGCAGUCAUGCACAAGAGGAACAUUUUCUAAGAUUUAAAAUGCUUGCUGGUUUACCUGUGGUGCCCCUUACAAUUGAUAUAAAUUGCUGCAUUUGUUUUAGUGUCAAACUACAAUAUGUAGAUACGUUCUUUGGAAAUAUGAUAAAAUACCAAAAAGUGUACAUUUUCAGUCAUUUAGUCAGCAUAUGAAUGCAAAUGCAGCAUUACUAGAAUUUUUGCAUUACCAAAUUUCGGUCUGCGCUAUUUGGUUAUACAGCCAUUGUAGCAAGCAACCUACUAGCUGGCUCCUCAUUGUUUAGCAGACAUGCUCACAAUUGUGGCAUGAUGAGUGUGGGCUUGGGGGAGGUUUAAAAACUGUAAUAAUUAAACAAAGGGGGAACCUAAUAAUAGGAUAUCACAAUUUUUAGCCCCCACCCACUGUUUUCAGUUGGGAUUUUAAUCCUCCAUUAUAACAAUAUGGGGCCCCACUGAUCCAAUAGACUUUUCUUACAUAAAUGUAGUUGCUGGCUAGCAACCACAUUGUUAACACUCACACUGCAGAGGUCUAAUCUAACUAUUUUUUUCCACUGGCUGCUAACACUGCCAGCAGGCUUUAGAGAGUAAGAGUCAGUUGAAAUUAGGUCCCAAUUAACAUUUUCACCAAAUUUAAGCUGAACCAAGUGGACAUGUGACCGAAUUGGAACGAAACCAAUGAGAAUUUUGUCUGUGCAUAUGUCUGAUAUUUAUAUCACAGUGUUAUCUCAUACUUCUGGAUUAAUAAUGAUAGAUUGUAUCUGAAAAUAAACAAAAACAAACUAAAAAUUCAAUAGCUUAACUGACAACUGAGUAGAAUUAUAUCGCUGUGUUAAAAUGUUCAUCCAUGUGUUGCCUGUUUUAGUUUUAGAUUUAACAGGAGGUUCCUAAAAUGUUGACAAGAGCUAUUUCUCAUUAUUUUAAAUGUUGUAAAUGGUGUGCAUGCUGUUUUAUAUGUGAGUUACAUGUACCACAUUCUUUAGCAAAUGUAUCGAAUUAAGAGAUCUUUGACAAUUCUAGAGCAAAAGGCAAUGACACGUAAUAUAGAUUCAAUCCAUUGUACAAGGGCAGAGUACAGAAUAUUUGAUAGAGUCCUAACCUCUACAUCUGAGGAAAGGGAUUUAGGGGUGAUUAUUGCUGAUGACUUAAAGGUAGGCAGACAAUGUAAUAGAGCAGCAGGAAAUGCUAGCAGAAUGCUUGGUUGUAUAGGGAGAGGUAUUAGCAGUAGAAAGAGGGAAGUGCUCAUGCCAUUGUACAGAACACUGGUGAGACCUCACUUGGAGUAUUGUACACAGUACUGGAGACCGUAUCUUCAGAAGGAUAUUGAUACCUUAGAGAGGGUUCAGAGAAGGGCUACUAAACUGGUUCAUGGAUUGCGGGAUAACAUUUACCAGGAAAGUUAAAGGAUCUUAACAUGUAUAGCUUGGAGGAAAGACGAGACAGGGGGGAUAUGAUAGAAACAUUUAAAUAUAUAAAGGGAAUAAAGACAGUAAAGGAGGAGACUAUAUUUAAAAGAAGAAAACUACCCCAACAAGAGGACAUAGUCUUAAAUUAGAGGGACAAAGGUUUAAAAAUAAUAUCAGGAAGUAUUACUUUACUGAGAGGGUAGUGGAUGCAUGGAAUAGCCUUCCAGCUGAAGUGGUAGAGGUUAACACAGUAAAGGAGUUUAAGCAUAUAGGCAUAAGGCUAUCCUAACUAUAAGAUAAGGCCAGGGACUAAUGAAAGUAUUUAGAAAAUUGGGCAGACUAGAUGGGCCGAAUGGUUCUUAUCUGCUGUCACAUUCUAUGUUUCUAUGUUUCUGCUGUCUUCUUUUAUCGUUGAGUUAGAGGGAUUUGGAUUAUAUUUAUCAAAGGAAAUAAUCUAGCAAAACUAAUACAUUUAUAGAUUUAGUGAUUAUCCUUGAGCACCUUAUUAAAACAAAAUACAUUCAAUGCAGUAUUUUAGUUCAUUUUAAAUGUAUUAUUAGGAACACAUCAAUGCAUUUUACGUUGAAGAAUAGAAUAAUAUGGUAUAAUUAAACGCUAUAAUUGGUGUUUCCUUUAGUCAUUGAAUUUCCUGAUAAUUCUAUUAUCUGGUGUUCUAUUAUUUGGCAUUCGAUCAUUUCACAAACUGUCAUUAGUUAUAACGAGCUCUAUAGGCUGUGAAUGGAUUAAUUGCAUUGUAUUUCCUCUUAAAAUAAGAGAUGCAAAACAGUGUUUGAUCAGGGUGUCCAAAGUCUCUUUCUGAAAGGAAAUCUUGGAUACCUCAUUUAUCCAACCUAGCAGUAAUAUUAUUCCAUUUACAAUGUACAAUCAGUCCAUUUUGAUUGGUGCUCUUUCAUUAAAGGGAAACUAUAGUGCCAGGAAAAUAAAAGUUAUUUUCCUGGCGCUAUAGCUCCGUAUAUAGUGCCCCCAUCCAUCGUACUUGCUUCUGUCACUUACCUGAUUCCAGCACCAAUGUCCUUCAGUUCUGGUUCAAGCACCGCCUCUGCUCCUCCCCCACCAAUGUCAUCAAGCAGGGGAGACCUAAUGGCAGUGCUCACAUUAGUUCUUCCCCCAUAGGAAAGCAGUGCACAAUGCUUUCCUAUGGUGUGUUGCAUGACGCUGGAUGUCCUCAUUCUUAGCAUGAGGACCAAAAGUCGCCUAACCACCUGGAAGUCUUUCUAGUGGAUUUCUGGUAGACAGCCACUAGAGGUGAGGUUAACACUUUAAUCAUUGGAGUUUAUUAAAAACUGCAAUAUUUACCUUUGCGGGGUUAAGGGACUUGGGACACUGCACCCAGACCACUUCAAUUAGCUGAAGUGGUCUGAGUGCCUAUAUCUUUCAGAGCUAAUAGACAAUGCUUAGAGGAUGAGAAACCAAAAUACCUUUAUCUUCAGUUUUCACUAUGGAAUAAAAAAGCUUAGAUGGUUAUUCACUAAACACCAAACAAUAUUAAACUGAAAUCCAUAUUGAAAUAUUUUGGCAGAUAUAGCUAAGCUGAACAAUAGCUAUGUUGGGGAAUUAUAGUUUUAAAUCUUGUAUUGUUAUCUAAAUGUUGCAGUUUGAUUUGCAAUGCGCCAGUGAGGACCUCCGUCCGUCCAGAACCUGAUAAUUGCAGGUGUUAAACGUAGUUUCCUAGUUCUGCUGAUCACAAAUAGGCCAUGUGUUUGAUAAAAGUCAUUGAAAAAGUCUAGUUGUUCAGUGGCCCGAGAAAGUAUUAAUAAUUAUCAUGCAAAGUAAAUAGAAUGAAGUUUCCGCAUUAAACUCUUAUGACACGGCAAUUUAACAUCAACCAUGCACGCUUACCAUUUCAAAGACUGAAGAUAAGGACUGUAAAUAUUUGUAUAAUUAUUGUUGACCAAAGCUCACAUAGAAAUACCUGUCACCUGUGGUUCUUCUAAAGAAGUGGUAGGUGUCAGGAAACUGGCCAACUAUUAAACUACUGCUUCCGUCGCACUUAGCCGGAUUUUGGACCAUCCAUUGACUUGUUGGGGAUUUUGAGCUGUGUUUAAUAUAUGGAAGAAUAACUGCUGAUGCAUAUGAUUAUAAGACCUUUUUAGAAACCUUUGUUACACUAUUUUUAAAUGCAUUAUAUCACUGCUUGUUAGUAGUGCCUUCAGUAGACUGUGCUGCCUUAUGAAGUUAGCCAAUCACAGUGCAUUCCUGGGCAAGUCUCUUUGCCAUGAGGAUCGCAUGCAUUCAACUCUCCUGCUGCUUCUCUGAGUUUCUCUGGGUCUACUUAGAGAGGGAAUAUCAUUAUGACUAGAGGAAUUGGGAACCCUUUAGCUCUACAUGUACUAAGACUAGCGAUGGUGGAAAGAGCUAUUAACCUCCGCAGUUAAUAAUGGAGCAUGUUAAUGUUACUUUAAGAACUACAGAAGAGCUUUGCAUUAUGGCACAUUUGCAUGCAUGCUCUAUCAGGUUAGGCUACCUAGCUUGACAGCAGUUAUACAUCAAGUGGUACCCUAUGCCUAAUACAACUGGGGGUAGUAUUACCACCAAAUAAGCUGACAUUUAUAUGCCUUUAAAGCCAACCUCUAAGAAAUAUGGACAUAUGUAGCAGUUUCUAUUUCUAUAUUAUCAGAAAACACAAUGAGAAAGAGUGAAAUUAUCAAAAAAAACACAAAACAAAACAAAAAUGCCAAGACUGGCAAUGUCAAAGCUUAAGCACUGAAAUCCUAAAAUAUGAUGUGUCCUUUAGAAUGUUAGAAGACAUCUGUAAAAAUGUGUCUUAUUCAAAUCCCUUUAACGUAAAUAAAAAUGUUUAUCAGAAGACAGUGCAAAAAAAUUGUACAAUGUAAUCCACAAAUUAUGGGGUGAUGUGAAUUCCAAGGUGGGUUUGAAGAUUUAAAAAUAAUUUGCCAACACUUUCUGAUAGCAUUCACAAUUUCAGUUCAAACGCUGGUGGAAUGGUGCCAAGAGGUAAAAAAUUUAUUUUUAUAAUAGGCUCGGUUUGCAAAGAAAAAACAAUACUUGGGUUUAUGAUGGGAACGCUGCAUUUCAAAGUUCAGUUCAAUUGCUUAUUUACAGUAGUUGGACCUUUAAACUUUAAAUGUACGAUCAAGUAUUUGUUUAAGCAAAUCAUUUGUGAAGAACACAUGGCCACACUUAUAAGCAUCGGAUGUAGGAACGCCUUGCAAACAGUGUUAUUUAACUUGUGAUAGAAUUUAUUGUAACCUAUUACUUCAGUACUAAUUGGGUUCAAAGUUACCAUAUUAUAGCACUACCAUCGUUUCUUUCUAAAGGGACACUGAAUGUAACAUGGCCACAUAUUAUUGUGCAAGAACCUACCUGUCCUUCUUCAUUAUAUUUGCAGGUGCAGAAACUUGCACAAGCACCCUCAUUUCAAUUGCUGAAAUCUAAUAGCAGCUAAACCUGUGCUUUUAGUUUCACAAAUGAAUUGAAUGAAUUGGGAUUAAUCCAACUGUUGGGCAAUCAGCAGAUUGUCUAAAUUCCCUCAAUGUGGAUGUAUCACAAAACAAACAUCAGAGAGGAUGUACAAAUUGUUGUUUUAUUUCGUUUGUAUUUCAACGUUCUGGCCAUGGCUUUAAAAAAAUCCAAGAUGAUUGAAUGAGAAAAAAAGAUGAUUGACGGUUAGGGGAUCAGACACUAAAUGUUGAUUUUAUUCACAGAUCAAAGAGAGAUGAACAGAGGCAUGGGCAAAAAAUUAAGUUCUGUUCGGCACUUCCGAAAUUCGGCAAUUCUGUACUUCGGUUCGGGACUUCAGCAAUUCGGGAAUUCGAGACUUUGGCACUUUGAUUCAGCACAUCCGAAAUUCAGGACUUCGGCAAUUCGGGACUUUGGCAAUUCGGGAUGUAGGAAAUUCCCUUACCCAAACCCCUAUCCCUAACCCUACCCCUAACUCUAACCCUAACCCCAACCCCAACCCUACCCCCAACCCCACCCCACCAAUAACCCUAUCCCUAACCCCAACCCUGCCCUAACCCUACCGAUAACCCUAGGCCUAGCCCUAACCCAAGCCCUGCCCCCAACCCUAAGCCUACCCCUACCCCCAACCAUAACCCUCGGUUCGGUUCUGCACUUCCAAAAUUCGGCACUUUCAAAAUUCGGAACUUCAGCAAUUCGGUUCGGUUCGGCACUUCCAAAAUUUGGCACUUUGGAAAUACGGCUAUUCGGACUUUUGUAAAGAUCCGAAUGUCCGAAUUGCUGAAAUUCGUCCGAAUUUACAUUCGGAACUAAACAAAUUGCACGUGUCUACUAUUUAAAUGGAUUUCUCAAUCUGAUUGAGAAACCCACUUUCAACAGGCGAAACACAUCUCAGACAGUCAGGAGCACUUUUGGACAUUGUUUUAUUGGCAUUUGGCUUGUUUAAACUUAUUUUGUUUUUUAGCUUAUUUUAUCUUGUCUAUCUGUUUGUAAUAAUAAUUGGUAUAAGCUUUACAAUACAUCCUGUGGAUUCUUGCAAUUGCCUGCUUCAAUCUAAAGAAGGUUUGUGUCACUUAUUGUUACACUGUUACACUGAGAGCCUAGUAUAACUGGCUCUCAAGAAGGUGAGCAGUCACUUGCACUUUACUUCCUGUACUUGCACAAGUAUUGAUGGCAUUACACUAGAAGCAUUUGCUUCCUUUUUUUAUCUCCCUUUCUGACAUCCUCUGGGCCAGGAAUAGAAGAGGUCUGGUAUCACCUUGGUAUACCCCUGCUAAUGAGAUUUGAGCCUAUCCCAUGUGAGUGCAUUUUAUACCUAACAUAAUUUUGUACUAAUAGGCAUAUUGCACUAUAUUUUGUUUUUCUCUUGCCCUAUUGACCUUAUACAUUCAUCACUCUUCCCUUUUUAUAAGGGCAAGUGUACACUCAUAGUGCUCCACUGGGUUUACUUAUAGUGAAUUUAAAUCACUUGGUUUACUCUGAUUUGUUGCAUGAUUUGUGUUGUGGGGACUUACACUUGUGUAGUAGCUGCUAUUUGUUACGUAUUAGUUUUGUAUCAUUAUAUAAGUGUCUAUAUUGCAUAGUGUACUUUCUUAUUGGUAUUUAUCCGAUUUGCGUGCCUCUGGGCAAUAUCCAAUUGAAAUCCGGUUGCCAUUUGAUGUUUUAUAUACGUGUGAAUCCUAUAUUCAUAUAGGGAUCACAUCUGAAAAUGACUGAUUUUAAGUUCGACACAGAAUGGUACCAACUUAAUGUUGCUCAUUAGGUAUACUUAACCAAAUUCUGAUAGGAUUUUAAUUUAGUAAAUAUGAGAAUUGCAAAUCCAGUUGAAAGCAGGUUGUUUUCUCAUGAUUUUGCCCAAAAUUUGAUGCUUAGUGAUAAACUUUCACAGUGUUUAAAUGUGCAUUGCAGUCAUUAUUGAGUUCUGGAAAAUAACCAAGCACUCUUGUGAAGUUAGUGGCAAGAAAAAAUUACUUUUGAUAGCACCGUAAACACUUCUGUAUUUAAAAACACUGGAACACUGGUAUAUGCCAAGAAAUGCCUUUAAAGAGUAUGUUGCAAUAGCUAUUUGUGUUUGGAUAUUUUUUUUAAUGCACAUAUUUCUAUUUGCUUGGAAUGAAUCACCCUUCUUUUUAGGUAAAUAAAUCUCUGAAUCAGUUAAAUCAAUUGGCCAUCUUCCUAGUUUUUUUAUAUAUGGGAUUGGGAGUAACUGAAUGCAGUGCUAGGUAUGUUGUCGGUUCUAUUAAGGAGAGUUGGAGAGACUGGCAGCCUCAUUCAUGCACCAGACAUCACUGAGUGGGCUUCUUGAUACAAGAUAUAUAUAUAUAUGAAUUGUAAGAUUGGUGAAUUCACCUCAUGUAGAGGGUAGGGAGGCUGGGGCGGAGCGAGAUGAUGUAGCGUGCGUUGCUGCAUCCUCAUGGAAUGCAGCUGAGGGAGCAAUCGAGGGAGCCGAUUAAAGCAGAGGAGACGACCUGACUUACCUGAAGUGUCACUCGGGGUGCAACACAAAAAUUGAGAAAUAGGGGGAUACAGGGAGCUACCUUCUCAACAAAUAGAUCUACAGCCAGCCAGAUACCCCAAUGGAUAAACACAAAGGAGCCUAACAGGAGAAAACAGCAACAGAAAACACAAGCUAAGUGCCAGUUGCUACUAAUCUGUCUGUUUAUUUACACUAUAUGCUUACUAUGCAGGGGUUAGCAGAAACAUUGGGUCUCCUGAAAAUAAGUGGACCUCUAAGAAGAGAUGAAAUAGGGAUAAUAUAGAGAACUGCAUACAGUAGGCAAUACAUGAUUUAAAGAUUAUUUAAAUCAAGUUAAUUUCUGCCAAUAGUGUGAAACAGACUACUAAAAAGGUCUGUAGUGUGCUCGGGGGAAUUGCCCAGAGGCUUCAGGUACUUCUAGAGCUUUUCCUUUUAGUUAUUGUCUGGAUUUUUUUUGUUCUCUGCUGUCACACCGCUUCUCCCCUACUCCUGUUAUUUAGCACAAUUUUCAGAAAAGGGAGGAAGUAAUAAAAAAAUAUAAAUAAAAGAAAAUAAUAAAACUUAAUUGUUUACUAGGAUAGAAAGGGGAAGGUGGGAGUAAAGGCGAGGAGGAGAAGAAGUUGGGCAGCAAGAAAUGCAAGACAAAAAGGAUACUAUUUUAAAAGCAAACAUAGUACUAGCCUAAAGAGCAUAUAACCUCCAGAAAAAAGAGAGUAAAACUAAAAUACAAAUACAUAUUAAAAUAAAAAUGGCAAUAAAAAAAAGACACAAAAUGGCAAGCACUUAAAAAAAGAAAAAAAGUCUGAAAAUAAAACAGUAAAACGCCUUUCCUUCUUUUCACCAAACCUUUCAAGUAAAAAAACAAACCUGGAGGAAUCUCUACUUUCUAAUAUCCCAACAGAGAAAGGCAUCAAUAAAAGACAAGCAGAAGAAAUUCAAGAGUCAAGAAAAGGAAGAAAUGAAUAUGACAACUUACUCAGACACUUAGAUACACAAUUUGUAAAUUUGAGAGAAGAAAUACAAGCUAAUACUCUAGUCAAAAAGAAAGAACUGUUGACUCUCAACCAAUGUUUUCAAGGAAUAGAAAAAAAACUAAACAUGUUGGUACAUAAAGAAAAAGUCCACGAAGAAGUACAUCUGGUGCUGGAAGAAAAGAUGGCUGACAUGGAGAACAAACUGGUAGAUCUAGAGGACCGGUCAAGGCGGAACAACUUAAGAAUUAGAGGAGUGUCAGAACAAAUAAAUCUAAAAAAUCUGGAACCACACAUAGAAGAAUUCUUUAAGCUCCUGAAGGUGGAAUGGGACCCCAUAAUUCCCAUAAUGGAAAGAUGCCACAGAGUGAACAAACACAAGGGCACCCCAGAACAUCUUCCAAGAGAUGUAUUGAUAUGUUCGCCUCUUCUAAAAGUGGCAAAUUCUGAUAGCCAUAAGAAACAAUAAAUGCGCAGAAGAAUACCAAACAUUGAAAAUAUUCCAGGAUCUGUCAUGGCUAACCAGACAAAAAAGGAAGACCAUCUCUGACAGCACACUAAUUCUGAGAAAGAACAAUAUUAAUUAUCGAUGGGGAUUACCAACGAGAAUUAUCAUAUCUCAUGAAGGGAAGACCACCACCAUUAAUUAUGCAGAAGACCUAAAAAGUUGGUUAAGCAAAAAUAAAAUUGGAAACAGUUCCAACCACAAGUCAACAAAGGGGGGGGCCCUAAAUAUUAGAUUACCUGAAACACUCUCCCUUCCUAAUCUUAAAAGAAAAUUUUUAUAAAAUAAACCUUAACUAAGCUAGUGCAUAUUAGUGCUUCCAAGUGUAGUAAGUGAGAAACAAAUAGCACGAUGAGUGGUUCGACGUGUCAGCAGGCCGUCGUCAGGAGCAAUGUCUGUGAGCUGGCCAAGCUGUCUAUUUAUAUGUAUCCUUAAUUAGCAAUAAGCUAUUGAGUGUUGGCUGCUGUGUAAAGGGGUUGUGAGUUCAUCUAUUCUUACCGCCUCAAAGUCAGACUGUGUGAUGUAUGCACCCUUCUUAAUCCUCAUUUCGCCUCGCCUACUGGAGGGCUGUACUGAAUUCUGUGUUUGUCAAUCAAAAACUAUAAGACGUACCUCCCUCCUAUUCCCAUUGGGCGCUGCCCACGUGGGGCAGAUGUAGGAUCGCACGUCUAUCUACACAAACCGUGAGGUAUGACUAUAUUCAUCUAUCUCCCCAAUUGCUGGCUGGCAAAUCUGACUUCUCAUUCCACCGAGAUGUUACACACCCACAAGUCAUACACACACCCACAUGAGAAUCCAUGUGGGUGUGUCAGAUGGCCAACACUCCUCCCCAGUACUCGAGGACCGGCCAGAGUUCUCCAAAUAAGAUCAAAUUAUCCUCCUCUCUGUUAAUAUGUACUGUAUAGACAUAACAGAGGACUAGAGCAUCUCAUAUUCACUCAGAUUUCAGGAGAGAUCAACUAAAAGGGGAACUUACCUCCAUUUUCAACUAUAUAAUGAAAACAGGAAGCUGUCCUGGAGAGCUGUUGAGAGUGAAUAUUGUCCCUAUCCCAAAAGCAGACAAAGAUUUAGAACUGAUUGGCAAUUAUAGACCUAUAUCAUUAAUCCAUACAGAUAUUAAAAUAUUGUCAUCUACCCUUGCUGAUCGAUUAAAAACAGUCAUACCACAAUUAAUUAAUAAUGACCAAGUAGGAUUCAUAUCAGGGAGGUCUUCAAGACCAAGUAGGACUCAUAUCAGGGAGGUCUUCAAUCAACAAUCUUAGAAAAAUAAUAAAUAUAUUAGAAGAAACAGAGAAUAAUGGAACCCCUCUAAUGCUACUGUCAAUAGAUGCAGAGAAAGCGUUUGACAGGGUUGGAUGGGGUUUCAUGUUUGCCACCUUAAAACAAUUUGGAAUAACUGGACCAAUAUUACAAGCUAUAUCUGCACUCUACAACUCUCCAUCAGCUAAAGUAACAGGGUUAGGAUUCACAUCACAAAACUGCAGUGUUAAAAAUGGGACUAGACAAGCGUGCCCUCUUUCCCCUUUACUGUACAUAAUGGUGUUAGAAUCCCUUGUGAUUUUAAUAAGACAAAAUAAAAAAAAUUAAGGAUUUAUGAACUCUUUAGGACAAAGUAAAUGAAAUAUUUAUGCAGAUGACAUCUUACUAACUUUAGAAGAACCAAAAACCUAAUUCCCAGUGCUUCUAAGGAGAUAAAUAAAUACUCCAAAGUCUCAGGAUAUAAAAUAAAUAUAGAGAAAUCAAUAUUUAUAGCAAAAGGUUAAUUAAUUUUCUCGUACAAAACCUCGGGCUCUCAAAAAACAUGGACAGGCUAAAAUAUUUAUGUAUAACAUUAACCACAGAUUUAAAAGACCUAGUAAAAGCCAACUUUUUACCCUUACUAACACUAACUAAUAAAAACUAAAGGGACUGGAAAGGUAUGGGAUUUUCCUGGUCGGGAAGGAUCAAUAUCCUAAAAGCAUAUAUUUUACCAAAAUGGCUGUAACUAUGGAGAAUGAUCCCACUUAAUUUCCCAGAAACUGGUUAUCUUUACUACACUCAUCCUUUUUAAAAUUUGUAUGGGGUGGCAAGAAAGCAAGAGUUAUAAUGAAAGUUUUGGCUAGAUCAAGGCAGGAUGGAGGUUUUGGGGUGCCUGGAAAUUUUACAAUGCUAUCAAGCUAGCAGACUUUUCCAUAUAUUGCUUUCACAAAAUAUUGCUGCAAUCCAAGAAUCAUGGUUUAAAAUGGAAAAAGCUAAAUUUAACAUCACUAUUUUGGAUCCUCGAUGUGAACAAAAAAAUCCAUCAAAGAGGCACGAACUAAAUCUCGGAUACUCAAAGAGUAAACGAGUUGGUGGGACAAAUUCUCAAACAACAUAGGUCUCAGAAAUAGGAUAAUAGAUGUGCUCCCCUUUUCAUGUAUUUCAGAUAUGUUAGACAACAUAAAAAUAGACACUUGGAAGACUGGGGGGAAUAAGGGAAUUUAAAAAUAUACUGGUGGAACAUAAAAUUAAAAUCUUCAAUCAAAUUAUGGAGGAAUUCAACAUUCCCCCCAAAGACACUUUUAACUUUCUGCGAAUUAAGGUCUUUUUAGCAGAAUAUCUCUUUCAAAAUGAGGGGGGAAAAAUUACAAUCCUCAAACAUUUACUCGAAUUAAAGAACUACAAAAACCUAAUGGCAAAAUGCGCUAACGUUAUAUACAGAUGGAGACACGAUAAACCGAUAGAACUUAUUAAUACAUGGGAAAAGGGAGUUUAAUAGGACAGCACAAGAUAUUUAUGAUGAAAAGAGUACCAAGGCCUGAAAUAUAGAAAUAUUAGCAAAACUAUACAAAUAUAAAAUAAAAAAAAUAAAAAGAUUGGUGAAUUCCCCUAAAAGAGUGAUGCUAUACACCAACAUAGUACAGAUUUUUGGAUGUCAACAUCAUUGGAUCAAGUCCCUCUAAUCUAACUCUAAUCUGACUAUUUGUAACAUUUUAUAAGCAUAUUGUAUCAUUUUAUUGCACUACCUUUUGGAAAUAUUGGAAGUGAUUCAUUAUAUUUAAGUAGGUACUUUUUAUACUUGUGUGAUGGUUUGGGUGUUUAUCUUUUUUUGUAUAUAUUAAAAAAAAUAUAUUUUUGUUUGUGCAGUGAUAUACAGGCAGGCUUAAACUGGCAUGUCUACUUAGUGAUAAACGUCUGUCAAAAUAACAAUGAUACUUGACAUGUCAUGGGUAACAAGCACAAUUGAAAAACAUUAAGUGCAGUGGCAAUAUACAGGAUAGCGAUGACAUAUACAUUUUCAUACUCAGUGCAUAGAAAUAUGACUUGUCAGAAUAAACGGCACAUUUUUAAAAUAGGGAACAAGAAAAAACAAUUAGGGUAGACAGCAUAAUCUUAAAGUAGAACUAAAGCAUGACAUGGGUUUGCCCCUCUUCAGCACUUGCCUGUGCACUGCUGUUCUCUGGCAUUACCAAUUUGGUCUAUACCACUUGAGAUGGGUCAUAGGGCCUGUAACUAAGUGGCGGACGCAGGGACUUCGGUGUGGCUGUGCAAGUAAAGUUGUCAGGGGACCUUGUGUGGUGGGCAGGAGGUAUCUAUGCUGGCACUUCUGCCAAAGCAUUUCAAAGAGGCUGUCCAGCCAGAGUAGAAAUCCAGGGUUCUCCUCUAGGUGUUUCCGAGAGCAUGUUGUCUCUGCCAUGUUGGGUAUGCCUUUUUUGUUUGCAACUUGUGUUGCAGCAGGACUGCCAACCACCCAUGGAGGUAAGGAACAAUCGAGUUGUGGACCAGGAUCACCCCCGCAGGUCCAUGGGGGGGGAUAGCGGGGCGUCAGUUAAAUUAGUUUGCAGGUGUCUGGCUGGAAGAUCGGCCACCUCCCCCCUCCACAAUGCCCACUAGGCCUUACUCACAAGUGGCAAAGAUCACUGCCGACGACUGCUGGAAGCAGCCCUGAGCUGGUCAGUAGAUGCAGGAUGGCUCAUUCUGUCAGCUCAAGAUAAAGAGCCCAAGAUACUGGCAACUGGGCUAAAUCAACAAAAUCAUGAGGAGCUCUCAGAGAAUACUUCCAGUUGUCAUUACAUUCAGACAGAAAGGCAGACACAAGAAAAUGCUGCAACAAAAACCUAGAAAUGGCCUGUACUGGGGCCACCCAGUUGGCCUCAUGGUAAAGCAUCCACUGAAGCAUCCAAUGAAAAUUCAUACAAAAAUUCAAUAGUAGACCACAAAGAGAAACAUCUAACUGAACUACAAAAAUAUUUUUCAGUAAUCCAGGACUUGGUUAAUGAAGCAGUUUUGGUUUAUAGAUUAUGCCACUAAAGUCUCACUGUUCGGUUCUCUGCCAUUUAGGAGUUAAAUAACUUUUUUUUAUGCAGCCCUAGGCACACCUCCCUGCAUGUGACUUGCGCACCAUUCCUAAACACUUUCUGUAAACUGACAUUUAAUGUUUACAUAUUUAAAACUCAUUAAUUGCACAGUCUAUUUAAUUUAGAAUUUCAUAUCUGCUACACUGUUAAUAGCCUGAUAGACCUUGCAGGAGCCUCCUGUGGGUGAUUAAAGCUUAAUUUACAGAGCAGGAGAUAAACAUAUUCUAAAGAAAGUUAACAUCUGAUUGAAAGUGAAGGCAUUUUCUUUUUAAUGCAAGCUCUGUGAGUCACAGCCAUUGGAGGUGUGACUAGGACUGCAUGAACAGAAAUAAAGAAAUGUAACUACAAAAUUUUAGCAAAUUUAGAAGUACGACAAAUUGUUUUUUUAAAUAUAGUGUCCCUUUAAAGUGCUGAGUAUUUUUCAUCAAAGAUGUUAUCUUUACCUGAGUGUUGUAUUUGUAAAUGGUAAAUUUCUCUCAACAGUCAAUACUGGUUCAAAUGGGUUUCUGUGGAAGUACUGUGUGUUUCACAAUGACUCCAGCAUGUUCAUUCUAAUGAUAAAUCGCUGGGCACAGUGUCUUGUUUCUUCUGGGAAUCUAUCCAAGUCUUUUUGGAAGUGGAAGAUAAGAAGGUAGAGCUAUGAUGCAAGAUAUGUUUGCAGCUUUUGCAAAAACAAUGUAUCUGGCAUCACUGAGAAAAAUCGUAUGCAUUCUUGUACACUAUGUGCUUGGAUUACCCCGCUGAACUCUGUACGAACAUAAAGAUUUGUAUCUAUUUUCAAACUGCAAAUUAUUUAGAGAAUAUAUUUCCAAAUACUUAAUUUAAUAAACCAUACAACAAUGACAAUUAUGUUUGUUACUAAACUACAAUUUGUGGUGACUUGAGAAACAAAUUGCAAUAUCAAGUACAAAUACCGUGAUAAGAAAAUCUUAGCAAAUUGAAUUGUUUCCAACUGCGAUUGUUGUCUAAGUUGAUUGUCGAGUCACCAAAAACCAUCACUGAUUGUCUAUCAAAGACUGAAAUCCUUACUAAGUUUGAAUGAAAACCUAAAUCCUGUCCUUGCAUGACCUCCCACAUCUUGGAGAACAAGAACUGGCCUUUCAUAAGUGAACCUAUGCUAUUUAAUCUUAACUCUUUUCACCAUUUAUAUAAAUAUUGGCAACAUUGACAAUUAAAGCACUAUUUUAUAUAAUAAAAAUUACUGUAUAAUUUAUCAUAGGUGCAAAUAAAUGUUAAUAAGUUACAUUGUAAUCUGUAAUGGUUCUAUUUAAAAUGUAAAACAAAGAACGAUAAGAAAAAAAUAGAGAGGCUUGGAGAAAUUUUCUAAAUAUGUCUGUAUCAUUGUUUCCAACAAAGUUUGUCGUUAUUUGCACUUUGAUAUGUCUUCAGAGAUAUAUUUCACACCAUCACUCACUAAACAGUUAUGCUUCCUGUGACUCAUUUACAACAAUGCUAUCUGCUGGAAUAAUUUAUUAAUCUUGAGUGUGCAAGUUUGCAGAUGCUGACAUCAAAGUAGAAAUUCAGAACAUGCCAAUAUAAUCCUGUUUUAUACUUUUUUGAAUAGCAAAUAUCAUAUUAUACUUUAUUGGUGACCGACACUACAAAACAUCACAGUUCUUAAAGUGUCUGAACUCUCACGUCCCACUCAUUAUAUACUUUUAUAAAGUAUAGCUUUUUUUAAUGAAAUGAGGAAAAAUGGUGGCAACCCAAUACAGAAAUACACAUUAAUCCCAAUCCCUCAUUUGUCAUUGAUUCAUGAUGAUUUCUGAACUUUGUUCAGUAUUUUGUUUGUUUUCAACACAUUUACAAUCCAAAAAUGUCUUCACUGCUUUUGGUAAACAUUAUUUUUUCGUCUUCACUAACAUUGCAUAAGACAUUAUUAUCAAUUCAAAACUUGGCAAACUGAAUAGUCAUCUUGCAUUUGUAGAGCUCAUAUUGCAGUUAUUGAAAGGCAAGCUUAUAUCAAAGGUUAUUGAAAGGCAAGCUUAUACCGUGAUAACAUUUACAGCUCAAGAGAAGUGAACCAUUUACUAUAAAAUUGGGAACUCUAAAACCUUUUACUUUUCUUUAAAAAAAUGCUCUUUUGGGUAUUAUUCUUUUGGAAAAAGUUUUAAAAUAAGUUUUACUUCCUGUAAUCCAGCAUUAGGUGAAGCUCCCAGCACUGUGCACCAUGCCCUCGUGUGACAUCACGUGUGCCGGAGGUGUAACUAGUACACAAGUGCAAAAAACUCUGGAUGUGCAGAAACACUGCACAUUCAAACUCCUACCACCAUGACCACUUCUAAAAGCAGAAGUGGUCAUGGUGGUUGGAGUAACCCUUUCACAAUUUACCAUAUCCCUAUCACAAUAUAUCACAUCCUACAAGCGCUCUAUGGGAGCCAACCAGGAUGCAGAAGAGAGCCCCAGUAUUAUACACUUCUGAGCUAUAGCCUAGAGCUGGCGUGUCAAUAUAAGUGUUUGAAUCUGUGUAUAUCUAUGUGUCUAUGUGUUUUGUGCAUCUGUGUUAGUGUGUUUGAAUCUGCAUGACUGUGCGGGAAUCUGCAUAUCUGUGUAUGUGUAUUUUUCAGUGUCUGUGUAUGAAUCUGUGUGUGUGUAUCUGUAAAAUGUGAAACAUGAUGAGCUAUUGUAUUGGCCUGCCAUUGAGUUGUACUGACAACCUGAGCCACACAUUGCCAAUCCUCCCCUGCCCUGUAUCAUAGAGUCUCAAUAUGUGCCCAAACAACAAAGCUCCGUGCAAAGAGCACCCUGCCAUGGUGUAGCUUGUUUUAACAAACCUCUGGGCAUAUUAUUAUUAUUAUUAUGAUAUCUAUAGAGCGCCGUCAAAUUCCGCAGCGCUUUACAAUGGGUGGACGAACAGACAUGAAGUUGUAACCAGACAAGUUGGACACACAGGAACAGAGGGGUUGAGGGCCCUGCUCAAUGAGCUUACAUGCUAGAGGGAGUGGGGUAAAGUGACACGAACGGUAAGGAUAGUAUUAGACUAGUGACAGUUGCAGAAGAGGAAUCAGUCAGGAGCUAUUAACAGUUUAAUUGAUACGCUUUUAUGAAGAAGUGGGUUUUUAACGAUUUUUUGAAGGAGUGGAGACUGGGUGAGCAUCUAACGGAGGAGGGAAGCGAGUUCCACAGGAACAGUGCAGCCCUUGAGAAAUCUUGAAGGCGAGCAUCAGAGGUGGGAGUAUGGACAGAAGAUAGACGUAAGUCUUCAGCAGAGCGUAAGGGCCUAGACGGGAGAUACUUGUGUAUAAGGGAGGAUAGAUAGGUGGAAGCAGCAUUAUGUAGCGAUUUGAAAGCAAGAACCAGAAUUUUAAAUUGAGCUCUAUAUUUUAUAGGAAGCCAAUGUAGAGACUGACAGAAGGGUGAGGCAGGGGAGGUGCAGGCAGACAGGAAGAUGAGCCUCGCUGCCGCAUUCAUUAUGGACUGUAACGGCGCAAGUUGGGAGCACGUAAGACCACUGAGAAGCGGAUUACAGUAGUCAAGGCGAGAAAGGACAGUGGAAUGGACCAACACCUUAGUCUCAUCUGACGUUAAGUAGGGGCAUAAUAUUUAGGUCUUAAUCCAUGCCAAAAGUGACCAGUUGACCAUGUCUGGCACAUUGUAUCGGAGCUGUGCCUGGUGAUCCAGGUUUAGCCCUGUGUUAUUUACUGGAGUGCCAACAUUUAACAGUCAUGCAAACAGAGCCCUUUGCCUAGUCUAAAAGUGCAAUUAGUUGUUUUGGUUUGCUUGCGUGGGUAUAGCUUACUAGGCAAUCCUUCUCUCUCUUUCUUUCUUUCUUUCUUUCUUUCUUUUACAAUAAUAGAAGGGACUGCACCAAUAGCCCACUAGUAUACCUAACAUACACAUUGACUCACUACUUCAAAUGCACAUCUACCUUCACACAAUUUUCGAAAAUACACUGACAAUCAGUGUUGGUGAAUGGGGGGGUGUAUUUAUAUACACCUCCACAGAAUAGGAAUCCCCCACAUUUACGCAUGCUAACAUUACAUGCACAGAAUGACACACAGUUACACAUCUAAAUCCACAAACCAUAAUACAAUAAUUCACAUAACCAUGACACAUAAUAUUGACAUAAAUUCUGGAAUGACAAUCAUUCACCACUACAUUGACAUAGUUGCUGUACAUAAAUAUACACCCCCUCCAUUAACACACACUUAAAUGCACAGGUUUUGUUGUUUUUUUUUUUUUAAAGUGUUGUCAGUGAUUGCAUUAAACAUUGAUCCACAAAAAUGAUUCAGUUAAUGUACUGAUAAUUCUUAUCUGGAAUGACUGUGAUUGCGUAAGCUUGAAAGCUUAACUUAAGGUAUUGGAUCAUUUUUGCAUCAAUAAUGCUGAAAAGGUUGCCAAAAGCCUUGAAAAGAAGAUGUAAAUGUGAUUGUGUCAACAUCAGUUUCACUCUUUGUCAGUUGUUAAUAUGUAGAUAAUCAUCAAUCAGUAGACUUACUAUAGCCACAGUUAGGGUGGUUUGGCAAACUGAUGUCGGUAAAAAUAUCUAAAUUGACUAUUUACUAAAGGCAAUUUCGUUGCAAAAUCAGCUUUGUAGUCUAAGUAGAUCACUACACGUGGAUCAUGCAUUAAAUAAGGUUUCUGGAUCAAACGCGGGAGUUUUAGUUUGAUAAAUAUCAAUGGAACAUGCUGGGAUGAUACUGAGGUCACAGCAAGGUGCUUUAAUUGUCAAUAAACACUAAUAAACUCAAGGUCCUUUAUUAACUAGGGAAACUAUUUUGAAUAUUUUUGGUAUAUUACUUAGCUAUACCAUGGAUUGGCUACAAGGAUAUUCAACCCCAUUGCCUCUCUCCCAUGUAAGAUUGAACAGGCUUGGGGGUUCGCCAGCUCUCACACAAACACCUCUCAAAAAGUAUUAAUAUGAAAGGAUUCCUAGGAUACUCUAAUAUCGCUCAGUUUAGUGUAGCUAAUUUGUGACCCAUUCCAUUAGACGACCAAGACUCUUUGGGGCAACUGUGGUGAAGUUUCCAAAAUUUUCCUCAAUAAAUUGAAAAAAUAAAAAAAAGAGAAAAUAAAAACAAACCUAUGGAGAAAUUAUUUAGAAAAAUCCAUUGUACAUUACAAAAAUUCACAUUUUUAUGUCCAGAAUGUGAGUCCCUACUAAUACUGUAUUUAUGUUUCAUUUCGAUGCUGCAACCAUAACAAUAACAAGUCUAAUAUCUGAUCAAUAUCUAGUAGGAUACUUGUGCUCUGUAUUAUUCAAGCCAACUCAAUAUCCAAGAUGUAGAUAUUCUACACCACAUUCUUAAUGACAAUAGAUUGACUGUUGGUCUCACAUUUUUUGUAUUAACAGAUCAUUUUGGAUCAUGAUUGCUUUUCCCUGUGUUCCAUAUGUUUUGCUCAUUAUUUAUAUUAAAUAUCUUUCCAGCUGUGACUUCAGAUCAUCAACAACAUAACCAGCCCCGACCAUAUCUUGGGGUUCGAGUGAAGGAGCCUGUAAAAGAACUACUAAAAAGAAAACGAGGACAUUUUAGCAAUACUAACACCUUAACACCCACGGUAACAUUUUUAUUCACAUAAAAAUAUAUUAAAAGACAUUAGGAGAUGGCAUUUUAUUAUUUAUGAAAUAUUAAUAAUGUACGCUGGGACAUAUAUUAAAUACAUUUCCUUACUGUAAGAAAUACUUUGAUGUCCAUCUGUUGGUCCGAUAACACAGGAGAAAAGAGCUGGUUUGUGAACUCGGAACUUAAUUAAAUCAAUUUAUUUCAAUGUACAAAACAGAUUGGAAACUUUCUAUUCAAUCCAGUAAUAAUGAACGGAAACUUUAUGAGCACACCUACCAUGAUAUAUUGACUAGUUUCACUGCCUUGAUUUUGUUUCAAUUUCUCGACUCAAAUCAUAUCAAAUGUUAAUCUUUUGAUUCCAAUUUUUAUUCCUCUCGCUAAGCACGCAUUUCACAGUAUGAAUCCGUUAUCUCCCAACCACACUGUGUAAUUAAGUAUCACACUAUUCUUCUGUUGUUUUCUUUUUCUGCUAAUCUCCAUCAUACAUUGGAGGUUACAUUGGAGAUACAAAGUGUGAACUAACUUAGACAGUGAUCACUAUUCACAGAUAAUUCUACAAACUGAGAAAUGAGCUCUACGAAGUCUACAUCUGUCUACCAACCUCUGUUCAUCUAUAAUCCUAAAUAACAUUACCUUGUACAAUGAAUUUUAAAAUGAGUUUACUGUCAUGUCCUCUGAACACCUAUCAAUUCUCUGUCAGGGAUAUUUACUGUAGCGAGAAUUGCCAGAAAUUCAAAGUGAGUUUCAAAUUCAAGGCUGAAACAGCCAAACUAGAAGUAUAGCUGUGUGUGUGUAGUGAAUGCAGAGUGUGUGUCUACUGGAUGCAGAGUGUGUGUAUAAUGGAUGCAGUCAGUGUAUGUAGUGAAUACAGAGUGUGUGUAUAGUGGAUAUAUUGUGUGUAUAGUGGAUGCAGAGUAUGUGUAUAAUGGAUGCAGUCAGUGUAUGUAGUGAAUACAGUGUGUUUGUAUAGUGGAUACAUUGUGAGUAUAGUGGAUGCAGUGUGAGUAUAUAGGAUGCAGAGUAUGUGUAUAAUGGAUGCAGUCAGUGUAUGUAGUGAAUACAGUGUGUUUGUAUAGUGGCUACAUUGUGAGUAUAGUGGAUGCAGUGUGAGUAUAGUGGAUGUAGUGUGGGUAUAGUAGUAGCAGUGUUUGUAUAGUGAAUUUGGUGUGUUUUUAGUAACCAGGUUCCUGUAUGGUGAUGAGGAGGCCCAGCACACAAACCUCAGCUUCUGUCAGUAUCUCUCUCUGACUCAAGCGAGCCUGGCAUAGGUGCCUCGUGAAGCAUUGCCAUGGUAACCCACAGCAAUGCUCUGAGAGCUGGGGGCUUGCAAGAGUUUGAAAGAGGAGCCUAUAAAAACUGAAGUUAGUGAGUGCUGGGACCCCUCUUCCCUGUACAUGAUGCAGCCAGUGACCUGGGGACUCGCAGGUUUGUUUAUAUAUAUAGUGAUAAUCAUCAUAUAUGUGCACAUUGGGAAUGCGGGGCCCUUGCGCCCUUGGCGUCUCUGCCCCACACAGCUGUAUCGGCUGUACUUCCCUGAUAUUUCCUUUUGCUUGUUUGACUUCCCUGAUGACAGCCCAAAAAGCUGUCUUUGCAGUUUUAUUAACAUUUCAUUAGAUUACAAAUUGUAAUCAUCCCGCAGCUCGGAAAAUGUACGUUCUUCACUGUUCUAACUCAAUUAUGAAGAUGCAUAUUGUGGGUAACCAUAGCAAAGUGAUGACAAAUAAUCGAAAUGUGUAACUUCAUGGUGUUUUUAAUUGUUACACUCAUAAAUUAACCGAGCCUUGAGAUUAUGAAUUAAAUUAGUCGACCACUUCUUCUUCUAUCUGUUUCUAGGUGACUUCAACCUACCAGACAUAUCCUACCUAUGCCCCAAUGGGUAAUUAUUCUAAAUUAUUAUUAUUACAUUUAAUUCUUUCACAUAAGUAUUUUAAGCUAUCUUCAUAUGAUACUCAUUGUCUUUUACCAGUUUCAAAUUCCACUGACUUCUCCUAUGUUGAUACGACUGUUACCACGUCAGCAUUGCCUCUACAUGAUGAAGGAACUGUUUAUACGAGUUGGAUUUCCCAGCCUCCCACAGCUGCUUUUCAACCUUUAACCCAAUGGACAACAUGUCCAGAAUACAUUUCACAUGAAACUGUUAGCUGCCCAUAUACUGGAGAUAUGUAUGUCCAACCAAUGUGUCAAGGUUACACAGUGGUUGGACCACCUUCCGUUUUGACCUACACUUCUCAACCACUACUAACUAACUUCACAGUAAGUAAACCGGCUAAAACAAAAUCAUGAAUACAUAUUGUUUACAUAAUGUAUAUUGAGAUAAAAAUCUAAACAUGUUUUUCAAAAGCAAGGGAAUAUUCGGAAACGUUAUACUAAAUGCAUAGUAUAUGUAAGAAAGGAUCAGUAAGUAACAUGAAUCAAAGGUUUUUGAUAUUUCAACAAUUUCAUUGUUUAUAUAAAUAUAAGUUUUCAUUGGACGAAGUAAUUAACAGGUAACUUACCAUAUUUCUAUGUUUUGGCUAAACAUUAUUGUAUUUACAAUUCAACAACACCUGAAGUAUUAUCUAUUGGCUAUUCUUGUUGUGAAACAUACACAAUGUACCAAUUCCAUAUUAUAAUUUAAGCAAAAAAGAUGAGUUUCAUUUCUGCAUAAAUUAGACUAAUAUAUAGUGUUCUUAACUCACUGUGUUCAUUUUCAACUAAUGAUAGAUUGGCAUGUAAGUAAAUGCAUUUUACAUGUAACGUGUAACAGGUUUCAUAAAAUCCUUUAUUCUGGGAUAACAAUAAAAAUAUAGAAUAAUGACUAUUUCUAUUUCAGUUUUGGAAAUUUGUUCUCUUGAGCUCUUGUUGACCAAAAUUUUCAUUAUUCCCCACCAGCAUGGGUUUGCAGAGAUAUAUCUAAAAUGUUAUGAUAGCUUCACACUAACAUGCUAUUUCAAAUAAAAGAGGAAUAAAAUAAUUUAAUAAACAUCAAUCUAGAUUAACAUUUCAAAAAUCAACAUAAUAAAUCCACUAGUGAAAUAUAAAAAAAAUUAAGGUUAAUAUGUUCAGAAUUUAGGUGCUCCAAUCACCAAUGUGAGUCACUUAUCACAUAAAAUAAAUAAUACAAUAUACAAAAAAUGUGAAUGGUGAGAGCACACUUUACAACUUUACCCUUAUUAUACAUAAAGUUUUACUUCCAUUCUUGAAAAUCUAAAAUCAGGAAGAAAAGAAUAUAUAGGGUAAUAACGUCAUUACUGAAAUUUUCAAAUACUGUAGAUGGUCACGUUACUCAUGGUCAUGAGUAACGUAAUUACCGAAAUUUUCAAAUACUGUAGAUGGUCACACUCACAUGGUCAUGUGACCAUCUACAGUAUUUGAAAAUUUCAGUAAUUACGUUAUUACCCUAUAUAUUCUUCUCUUCCUGAUUUUAGAUUUUCAAGAAUGGAAGUAAAACUUUAUGUAUAAUAAGGGUAAAGUUGUAAAGUUGUAUAUUGUAUAAUAAAUCCACUAGUUGAUGGUCAUAGUGGGACAAGAAUUCAAAAAUAGAGACUGAUACUAAAGAUUAUUAAAGUAGCUCUGAUUAACGUUUGCUCAAAAGUAUGUAAGUUUUAUUAAGUACUUUCUUACAUUAUUGGGUUUAUUGAACAGUUCGUAAAUAUUAAUAUUUAAUAACAGUAUUAUCUCUUUUUUUCGUGCCAGGCAAGAAGUGCCACUCCAGGCAUUGCUACCCAAAUUGAGUACACGGAUCAGCAAGCGCCAUUUACUUAUAUUCCAUGGGCUCAGUCGAUCCCCACGAUUCCUGCAGCAAGUCACACCUUACCCUACCAGGCCACUCCAACCAUGCUUGGACAGCAAUUUGUCCCCAUACCCAUUUCACUUCCAGAUCCUGUACCACAAGAACAUGAUGACACAAGACGAGAAAUUAACAAUAUAUCAAUUGAGAAACUACUUCAGGAGGAUGAAGAUAAUGAAACUUAUGCCAUACAACAUACGCUUUCACUUGCAGGUCUUUAGUCAUCAUCAUCAACAUCACCAUGACCAUCUUCAUAAAUAAGUUACAGAUAUGAGAAAAAAGGCUGAACUUGACAGACCCAAGUCUUUUGUUUCAGCCUAUAUAACUAUGUAACUAUGUAAGUUGAAUUUGAAAAUGUUGGUUGUCAUUAAAGGGGCAUCAUAGUAUUUUACAGUUUGUUAUCCGUUAAAUAUAUUUUUAAGCUGCUAAAUGGACAGCAUUCUUUGAAAUACCAGAUGCAGAUUCCAUUGUAGUCAGGAAGCAUUUCCAAAUUUGUACUUUUUAGAAUGCAAAUUCAUGCAAUUUUAUCUUCGUGACAUUUAGGAGAAUUGGCUUUGUAAAGUUAACUUGUCUACUUAUAAUUAUCCUCAGGAGCCAGAAAUCACUCUGUAAAUGUCAACAUGCUGUACAUUCACGACAAACCUUAAUGAAAGUUAUUGAUGUUUUUGGCUAAAUAGUGAAUUGUUGUGAAUUGAUUAUGAAAUUGCAAUAUUUAUACAAAAAGAGAUAAGAUAGGAAAAAAAGCACAAUUUUUGCAACCUAGCAAUUUUGGACUAAACAUUGGAAUUUAUCAACUUUAUAUGUUCUUAUUAGUGUUUAAUCUCUGCACUGUUUCUAGGAACAAGUCUUUUAUACAACACAAAGGAAAGUCAAUAACAAAAUGCCUAUCCAAACCCAAGAAUUAUUAUAUUCAGGUCCAAAGUAUUUCUUGGUUUUACCUUUUUUUAUUUCCACAGUAUAUAACUUUUUAAUAUACCGGUAUAAUUGCCAAGCUUAUUAUGUCGCAAAUACAAAAUCUGUAAUUACUCUAUACUAUACGCACCGUCUUUCAUUCUAAUUUUUCUCCAUAAGAAAAUAUAGUUUGCAGUUAUUUAAUAAAAUAUUUGACUCUCGAGUAUUUGGC
Messenger RNA from Pelobates cultripes (western spadefoot toad), 48364 nucleotides. The record is from the annotation of a GenBank genome assembly. Lineage: Eukaryota; Metazoa; Chordata; Amphibia; Anura; Pelobatidae.